Molecule: messenger RNA, 54789 nt
Organism: Podarcis lilfordi (Lilford's wall lizard)
Lineage: Eukaryota; Metazoa; Chordata; Lepidosauria; Squamata; Lacertidae
Source: the annotation of a GenBank genome assembly
GGAGCUCGGCGCGGCAGCGGCAACAGCAGCGUCUGACACAGCCGCGCAUCCGCCUCCUUCCCUCCCUGCCGGCUCAGGGAGACCAAGCGGCCGAGCGCUGCUCCGACACCCUCGCCAGCCCCGGCCCGGCUCGGCCUAGUUGAUUAACCGCAGCGCCGAAAUUGCCUACCUCUCGCUCCCGGCUCCUUGUUUCAGAGGAGAGGGAUUUCCCUCAGCUUCACCUCAUCCCUUCCUUCCUCCUCAUCUCUCCGUUAUCCCCUCCCUCCCUCUUCUGACCCAGCGCGCCCAUUUUCUCGCUCGGCUUUUCCUCCAUUCGCAUCCCUCACCAUGAGGCUGAAGGGCCGGGGAUGCUGCGCCCCGGGCGGAGGCAACGGAGGAGGAGGCGGCGGCGGGGAGGAGAAGCAGCCACAGCAGCCGCCCGGGCCGGCCCCUCCGCCGGUGCGGAGCCCCUUCGCGCACCACCUGCGCUUCAGCGCCCUGCAGAAAGCCAAGGUGGGUGUGCGCGCGCGCGCGCUAAGCGGGGCAUGUCUUUCGUCUGGAGGCGAAAGGGGCGAAGGAAACCGCCGCCCGUAGACAUAGAUAGGGGAGUGCGCGCGCGCGUGCGAGCGGCUUUUCCUCUCCACCCCCCCCCCCAAAUAAAGCAUGUAUGUGUGUAUAUCUUCUCCCGCGCGCGCCCGCGAGACAAGACCCGCUCGUGUGUGCGCGAGACGCACGCGACGAGGGGGGUUGUAUUGCACAACGCGUGGAGACGCCGAGUUGCGCGCCCGGCGGAGGGGAAGGAAUGAGGGGCUCGCGCUCUUGCGCGCGACGCUGCAACCAAAUCGCACCAAUUCUAGUCUCCUAACCGCUAACGCAGAUGGUCUUGAAGUCCUCCUCCUCCUCCUCCUCUCCAUCAUCAGGCUGCGCCUCUGAGGAGGCCUUUCCUUCACCUCUCCGCUUUCUUUCAGCCUCUUCCUGAUGCUUCUCAGUACAACAGGUGCCUAAAGCCCUGAGGCCUGAUUUUUUUAUUUUUAUUUUUUUUGGCUUGGCCUCCCAGGCAGAGCCAAAAGAUUGCAGUAAACUGGCACCCUCUACUGUCUCAGGCAUACCUAGCAAGGGUGGAUCUAGGGAUCAAGGGUGGAUCAGUCGCACUGGACAGCAGAGCUUGUGGGGCGCCACAGCAGUUGCCACAACUAUGAAGUCCAACACAAGGGGCGCGCGUCGGAUUAUGGUAUGGCACGGGGCAUCACUGAUAUUUGAGGCGCCAAGGUCCGCCGCUGUACGUAGUGCUCCUUGCACCCUUGGCAAGGAGCUGUAUUGGCACACACACAUAUGGGGGAGGGGUGUCACUUUACCACAACAGCCGUAUUAGAAAUUACUACGUUUUACAACUACUCCAAGUGUCCAGAGUGGGUGGUGAGGUGAGGAGGAAGGGUGAUUAAAAAAUUUGCACGCCUUUGUGUGAGAAAGAUGGGAAGCUUCUGUGUUCGAUGACGCCAUGACAGCAGCGGCACAUCACCACAAACAUAUACAGUGGUACCUCUGAUUACGUACCUAAUUCAUUCUUGAGGUCCCUUCUUAACCUGAAAUUGUUCUUAACCUGAACCACUACUUUAGCUAAUGGGGCCUCCCGCUGCUGCCAUUCCGCCGCUGCACGACUUCUGUUCUCAUCCUGAAGCAAAGUUCUUAACCUGAGGUACUAUUUCUGGGUUAGUGGAGUCUAUAACCUGAAGCAUAUGUAACCCGAGGUACCACUGUACUGCACAUUGUACGCUCCAUAGCGUGGCAGGUGAUUUCUGCAGCCCCCCGGCCUGGGUCCCAUCGGGACCGGUUUUGCCAACCCCUAGGUACACCUCUGCCCCCUCUAUAGGCAAGUGCUUCCCAUGGCCUCCCAUGGCCUUUUCCCAAGGAAGAGCUGGUAGGAAGUGCCUUAGGUUGUGGCUACUUCUUGAAGUGCUUUCUUCCAGUGGCAUCCAACCCUUCCUUGUCUGCCUUAAUUGGUCUGGAGUGGGAAAGACAGAUGGUGGGAAGUUUGCCUAUGCGGCUAGGCAGUUCCGGCAUCUUGGGCAAUGUGGCUGCCGGUGCCAAAUAAGCCCCAGACUCCCUCUAACCUUUGGAGCUGAAGAGGUGGGGCAGGGAUUGUCAUGCGGUUACUAAGACAGUCGCCCACCUUGCCCACAGCUUCAUGCCUUGGGAGGAAGACUGGCCGCUCACAGUCUCCACAGGACAGCACCAUGCUUUGUCAUAGUGAAUGUGGCAAGUGGGAAUUGCUGAAGCCUGCUAAAGCCUACUCCUAACCAAGGUUCUCAGAAAUAAGGCUCAUUCUCAGCACAGCUGAUUUGUAAGCAUGCUUAGAAUUGCAAAGUAGUCCAAAAGCAGUCCUGGAGUUGGGACUCAAGAGAGACUCUGGCGUUCUUCACACCUCCUAUUCCUUGUUUGUAUGAUGAGAAAGACCAUCUCAUGUCUUCUCAUUUGUGUCAAGGAAAUAAACAACUAUCUUACUUUUAGAAGACAUCUGAAGGCAGCCCUGUUCACAGAAGUUUUUAAUGUUUGAAGUUUUAUUCUGUUUUUAGACCUCUGUUGGGAGCCACCCAGAAUGGCUGGGGAAACCCAGCCAGAUGGGCAGGGUAUAAAUAGUGGUGUUGUUGUUGUUGUUGUUGUUGUUUGUAAUAGGGACUGUAUUAGUGUCCAGCCCCUGCCUCACUUUAGUGCCCUUAAUUUUCCUGCACUGUCCAAGAACAGAGACAUGAGGUUUGAUAAAUUCUCCUUGCUUUAUUGAGGUGCCCAUAUCAGAAUCUUCCCUGGGCCAUAUACGGUUUUAAAAUGAAAUAUGAUAUAUAGCCACCAUAAAUCAUAGCCCUAUCUGAUCUUAAAAGUUUUUGUUACAUUGGAACAAAUUGGCCUCAUUUAGAUUCUAGUCUUCUGUCCAUAAUACCUAGCACUAGAUGUUCAUAGAAUGUCCAAAAUGAGCACAGGAGAAGUUAUGGUAUUCUACUGUGCCAGAACAAUAGUAGCAUACCAGUGCUGAAAAGAUUUGCCCCAUAAGGAUAGCACCCAAACUUACUUUUUUCUCACCUCAUGGGACCAAUAUUUUGGCAGUCCUCUCAGCUGCUAGGCAUCUCAAGGACUUGUUGGCAUGGGGUUCCUCACCCCUCUUCUAAUCAAUGUUUGUGCUAUGCACACUGAUUCCUACUUUCUGCAAGCCAGUUGUGAAUGCUGUUUUGACCCAUACUCCACUUGCAGAAAGAACAGCAAAGUCCAUACAGUUAUACUAUGCAAACUUUUCUGCAACCUGGUACUUUCUCUUAGGCACUGUUUCCCACACUUCCAGCUGAAUGAUGAAAAAUGGUAGUGCAGAAGUGAACGUGGAGAGGAAAGAAUUGUCCAGUAUCACUUCAUUCGUAGCUUCUGGCAUUUGCCUUCCUCUGACCAGAGGAUGCACUUUUAAACUUUGGUAGUAUGUUGCAUCAGGCAUCUUUCAUAAUCAUGUCUAACUAUGUUUUGAACACACACACAGAGACAGACAGCGCAACCACUGUUUUUGGAAAUAACCAUGAAUGACACCUGGAAAGCACUAUAUAGAUUAUUUUUUGAUCUCUUGUGGCAGUGAAUUUUGUACGCUAACAUUGUAUUGCAUGAAAAUGCAACUUCCCCCCAUCUUAACCCGCUUUAAAUUUCCUUAAGUAUUCCUUAUUCGGAUGGAGAAAACUUGAGCAAUAGCCCUCUAUUCACAUUUUCCUUGAUUCUUGGCUAUACUUCUUUCAUUAGUGCUUUUUUCCAUUGAUUUGUUUUUUUAAAAAAAAAAACUUGCUUGAAUGAUACAAAAUCUUAUCUUUCUGUGUGCCCGUUUUCUAAUUCUGCUGGAAGGCAACAAGAAUUACACAUGAAAUUAAAAGGUUUGUCGCCAGUAGGAACGCUCUGGCAGUUGCUCUGACAACUUCUCAUGUGGGCUAGGAAAGAGGUGACUAACCUGUGUCCCUCCAUAUAUUGCUGGGCUCAGGCUUCCAUCAGCUCCAGCCAGCUUGCAUGGUCAGGGAUAGGGGGAAUUGUAUUUCUGCAACAUCUGGAAGGCCAGAGAUUUGUCACUCCUGGACUAGCGCAAGAAGAGGAUGGCAAUUAGCAGACUAAGUCACAACAUAAAUGAGUGAAGCCUCCCCCCACCCCCCACAUGUGCUGGAGGGCUGGGCCAUGGGUGCAAGCAGCAACAAAAAUAUCUGGCUAAUAAGCCAGGUAAAAACUUACGGACUUCUGUGAAUGCCCAAGUUUUGGUUUCCAACAGGCAUCCGGUUGGCCACCAUGAAACCAACAGGCUGUUCUUAUGUUCUUAUAGAACCACUAUAUUUUCUGUGUUACACCAUAAUCCACGCUAGAGAAGUGUAAGCAGAACUCUGCUCAUAUAGCAGUGCCUUCUCCCGUCUCCACCCCUACUAUAGCCUUCUGAGCCCCCUGAAAAGCUGCUCUUGAGGGUUAGGGGCACUCUCCCAAAUUUCAUGCAAUGAUGAGACCACAGUAACGGAGGGGGGAGUGGAAAUCAGGAUCCCAUCUUCUGCCCCUUUCCCAGUUGCCUAACCAAUGUUUAAGAAAGAUGCAUUUUGCAAACUAAUUAAUUGUUUACUGUGUAUAAUGUUUUUAAAACCAUCCUGGCUUCAACUGAAUUGAUUUCCUGAUUGUAGAACAGGAAUUCUCAGAAUAUCUAUAGAGGCAAGAUGUAUUGAUAUAAAUCACUAAGAAGAAGCAUGGUUUAAACCAGGUUUCCCAUUGCAACUUCAUGUGGUUUCUAAACUGUUAUGCAUACUAAUUGGUUAAUAGAUUUUGGUUGGCAUCUGUCUGUCUCAGGAGAAAAUGGAGAAGUGCAUCAUUGAUAUUAAAGCACAUUUAUGUACCACUCUGCAAAGUGUUUAUAAUAUCUGGGAAUGUAUGUUUUGUAUAUGUGCGCGCACACAAACAAACAUGGGGCCAGUUUUCUUGCAGCUGCCAUGGUCUGAAACAAGUAGUGUACUGGUGCAUGCUGCUCAGUCAAGCCCACUUGGCUGUUCAGUUUUGAGAGCUGGGAAGCUGGCUUAGCAUUACAUACAAACUAGCGUUCAUGGUUUGUUCCUCUCAAGCAAACCAUGAGUGGAGAAUCCAGGGUCUAGAAGACAACUUUAAACCAUGUUUUUACAUUCUGACUUCCUUGGAAGCUAUUAACCAGUUUCCCAGUUCAGUAUAAGCUAUGGUUGACUUCUCCCACACUCAUUCAAAGUGCACAAAGGUUGUGCACACAUUUGCUUAUUAAGUCAAGGUUUGAUCAAAUUCAAACACGGUCUCUCCUUACCUAAUAGCUACCACCAGCCAAAUCCUACCAUGGCUUGGCGAGGGUAUAGAAGAGAGAGGUUGAGGUGGAGCUGGACACAGGUUCGUUGAUGGAAGCUAGUGGCCAAGGCAUAGAGAAAGUUACUGUAGAUUGGACUCAGGUUAAGAGGCAACUAGUCUGGAUAUGAACCUUCUUUGUGUUGGUGUAAUAAGAAUGUAUCAGAUGGAUGGCUAUCUCAGAUUUCUGUACAGUACUACAUUUGCCAAAUCUUAUUCAUCUUAAAAGAUCUAUUUGUGUUCCCAUGGCUGAAUCACUUUGGUUCAUAGUCAUCUUGUGACCAAGACCCAAGUACCAUGUUUCUCAUCUGUGGUUUCCAGCUGAUGAAUCCUCAGCAGACAGGAAAAGUAAUCAUUACCAGCUUCCAAAUGCACGUUGGCAUCGCUUAUGGGGCAUUAUCCAGCAACAGUUAAGUAUUCCUAAAACCUAUACAUUAUAGUGGAAUAGUUGACCUCCUUAAUUUUAGGUGGAGUGUACUUGGAAGUUUCCAUCUUAGCUUCAUUGCUGCACCCUAUACACAUAACAGUUGGCAAUGCUCACAACCUUCUGGUGCACUAACUGGUACCUGUUGGUUUCUGGAAUUCUUGCAAAGAAUGCUAGAUAGCUAGAUCUAGGGUCAUCCUGUGUGCUUAAGCAAGACUCUACUCCUUCUCAUCGAACAUGAUUCAUUACGCCUUAGCUAAUAAGAGAUCCCGAGCAUGCUGCCUUGAUUUGUAAAUUUAGAAUGCAUUAGUGGACAGUGUGGAGUCUAGUGCAGGGGAAAAAACAAAUCACACAUUACUGAAAUCCGCUCACCCCUAUUGUAAAACUUCAGCCACUAAUCCUCCAUAUUUCUGAAAAAUACUGACUAUAAUAGAUCCUAAAACUUGUGCUUGGUAGAGUAUUUGUUAAGUCAUUUAUGUGGGUUAUGAUUUCUAAAAAAGAGAUUUUCCUAUCACAAUAGUCGCUCCCUCAAAUAGUGUGUUCAGCUGCUGAGUGCUGGCAAAAUGGAGCCAACAGAGGGACGCUGAGAAACAAAAGGAAAGUAUUAGGGGGACCGGAAAGUAUCAAGAAAUAACAACAAACAAAGCAAAAUUUUGAAACAGCAGAGUAUGGGGCAACCCUUACCAUAAGCCCUAUAAGCAGAUACUAUGUCUCAGAUUUUGUUAUAUUUUGCCUUUUGUAUUGAUAACUUGAUUUUUAUGUACAGCACUCAGGAUUCACACUUUGGCUGAACAUGCACUUCAUAAAUUUUCUAAAUAAAUAAAAUGAAAAUUAAAAACUGGGAAAGGGCUGCCUGCAAGAAGAGGUUGUGGCUGCCUGCAUCCCUUAACAGGUGGGAGGUGAGAAUACAUUGCAUGUUACAUUGCAGAGGCACUACUCCUCCCCAUAUACCUCUGCAGUGUAACAUGCAAUGUAUUCUAACCUCCCACCUGGACCUCAAUGAGGGUUUGAGAUCUUUCAGCUGCCCUCACCUGGUUUAGCUGGCCAGUCAAACCUGGUGUGGCCGCUGUCGCAUGCUGACAGCUUCCAGGAGCCAGAGGUGAGAGCCGAGUGCAGGGUGAGGAACAAAGGUGGUGCUCCUUCUGGGGUGGUUUGUCCAGGACCUCCAUACACACUGUCUAGGCUUGUGCCCCAAGUAGGUCACUUAAGUGCUGCUAACGCAGCGGUUUGACUUCACCUGCAGAGGAGCACUCCAUUGUCUCUGAGACAGACGGAUGGCAGCAAUACAUUGCAGCACUUUGUUGCAAGUUCCACUUGUUCCCUCUAAUGGCCAACUAAAACAGUUCAUUACCCCCCCCCCAAAAAAAUCAGGUAGUGUUUUCUUUAACAUACUCCUUAGAAUUGUAAUGGGGUGUCUCUAAGUACCAUGGUGCCCUCAGAUAUGUCCCUUGGCCAAGACCUACUGCCCCUCCCCAUUCUUAUAAAAUGAGUUUUCCUGGUUUCUUUUACCAUGGGUGCUGCUGAGCUGGCUGGAAAAGAAAGUGCAGGCACUCAUCCACAUCCAUCCUCUUAACUUCUUUUCUUCCAGAAUGCCCCAUGUUGGGGUGCCUCGCUUCCAUUUUUGUUUGUUUUGUGGCAGUUGUUGGCGUUAUUAUCUUCUUCUUCUUCUUUCCUUUUUUGUGGGUUUGCCUACUUUAUCUUUUGCAUUUCAGCUGCUUUUUCUUUUGUUUGUUUGGAAGACACUUUGCCUGGUUUUUUGUGGUGGAGGGUGGCUCACUUGCCCUUUUUUGACAGUAUUUUGUGUGUUCUUGGAGUGUAGAUGUGUUGCCUGUUUUGGGGGUCUGAGUUUCACCCAGUUGUUUCCUGUUAAAUGGGUAUCUUGUGGUGCCCAUUGCAGUUUCUUAGAUUCCCAUACAUACUCCCAGGUGCAAAAUUGACAUAGGAGUUCAUAGAUGCAUGUAAAUUGAGAGAGAAAUAUACUUGUUUCUCUACUGCCAAAUCAUAAAAUGACCGUGGUGGUGUUCAAUAGAAGCAUUAAAACAUUACAAAAUCCAGAACAAAUGAUUAAGACUGGAUCAAAUUAAUUAUCUGAAAAUACUUGUUGAAACAGAAACCUUUUCAGCAGGCAACAAAAUGUCAAAAUUCUUUCUUAAUUCAUUAGAAGCAGUGUUUCAAAGUACGAGUGCCACUAUGCUAAAAGCAGGCAUCCCCAACCUUCAGCCCUUCAGAUGUUUUGAACUACGAUUCUCAUCAUCCCUGACCACUGGUCCUGUUAGCUAGGGAGCAUGGGAGUUGUAGGCCAAAACAUCUGGAGGGCUGCAGGUUGGGGAUGCCUGGCUCAAAGCCUUAGUUUGCAUAGAAACCAAACAAUUAUGUGAUAACUGUGGAGCAGUUAGGAGGGUUUCUCUGGGUGAUCAGUGAUCUGGCCAGUGUAUAAGGAACAAAGUGGUUCUUCAGGUAACCUGGUCCUAGGUCAUUUAAAACCUAACAGUAAUAUCUUGAACUUAGCUCAGCAAUUUAUUGGCAGCCAGUGCAAUGCAAUAUGUCUCUAUUUCCCAGUUCUCAGAUCAUCUCUCAUAACAGCCUCAGAUGUAAAGAACUCAGUCUCUCCAUAUAUUUUCUUCUCAGAGGCACACUCAAUUGGCAUUUAUUGGUGCAUGUAAAACAAGAUCAAAGUACGUUGGUGUUUUGCCUACUUCUCUUCAGUUUUCCCUUUGUACUAGUAGUGAUGAAUAUCUCUUCUCAGUGCAGGUAAUAAUUUUUAUCAUGAAGUAUUUGAAUCCUAAACUGAUUAAUCUGGCAUUUAUUUUGCCCAGAGAGCCAGCUGCCAUUUUCAAAGUUAUCCAAUUAGUCUUGGCACCUUCUACAUGUGAUGAACCCAUGCUGCAGUACAGUCUGUUUGUAAUUUCCUGCCACAUCAUUAAUUAAUCUUUUCUCUGAUAUCCAUUCCACGGCCUUGCAUACUACCAAAGUUAGCUCAAUUGGCCUCUGAUCAUUUGAAUUGAUUCUAUUUCUGUUUUUGGAUGAGAUUAAAGGUACAACGUUAGAUAUUUUCUAUUUUGUAAGGUACCGUUGCUGACUUCUCUGAGAACCUGACUUUAUGGGCAGGGUCAUAAUAAAAUGUUUCAUUCUUUGGUUCCUCCCUCAUAAGAUGGGCUUUGCCAAGCAGGAAACAGGAUAUGGCCAAUUUCCUUCGGUGUCAAAAGCACAAAUAACAUUUCUUACCCCUGCCUCUGCUGCAUGGUCUCAGUAAAUCCAAUCUAGGUUAUGGCCGUGGUUUCAACAUUUAAGAACAGCCCUGCUCAACAAAUUUAAUCUACUCUAGCAUCUGUUUCCAACAGUGGCCGUCCAGAUGCCCCCAGACAAUAGUAGCAUCAUAGAGGAUCAUAUAGUAGCAUCAUAGAGGAUCAAGCGCACAGAGCCAAGGGGUGUUGGCACCUUCCUGCACAGUCAACCUUGCUCUUAGCCAUUAUUGGAUGGCUGUGCUUUGGAAGGACCCCUGCUGUACAGUUGAGUGGUGCAAAAGUCUUGUCCAAGGGGAGAAAAGCUUGCUUGAAUGAGGUAAGAAAGGUAAGGGUAAGGGUGCUCUUCGUGGUCCAUCCCAUUGGUUUCUAGCAAAACAGUAGUUCAGGAAGCUGCCACAAAAGGUUCAGUGGACUGGGCCUCUCCUGACUCAUUCUCAUUCAAGCAUUGGGUAGGAUACUAAUAGUUUCUUGCGGGAAAUUCUAAAAGCACGCCAUAAUGGUCUUCAGCACAUAGUCGUAACUGCACAAUCCUAUGUCGGCUGUAGCAAAGGCAACCCAUCUUAGCUCAAGGGAAGCUGGAUAAAGCUACAUGACUUGCUCCUUCACAAUGUGCUCCUCAAACUGUUGCAACAUAGGAUUCUGUUUAGGACUAUUUUGUUUAAGUGUUCAGUUUUUAUGAGCCUCGUUUUUUUAAAGGUAAAAAAAAAGGUGAGCAUAAUUUCUAUACCUUCAGUUUUAAAUGCUUAAAUGAUUUCCAGAUCUUAUAUUUUACUCCAAGAAGACCCAUUUAUUGCUGCAGAAGCAAUCACUCAGAUCACUUUUAAAAUAAAAGACUGUUAAGUAUUUUGCAGUCUCUAAGUGUAUCUAAUGUCCCUGCCAGUUUUAAUAGUGGCAUGGUGACUUCUUGUUUUUGAAUUUCUUCGCAAUACACUAUUUAAAAUCUGCACUCAGGAAGUUUAUUCCAUGUCUAAAAACAUAAUGUGAUCAGGGUUAAUAGAUGUGUAUAAUAUGCUGAGAAUCUGAGAGCAGGUCUAGUAUACAUGUGUGUAAAUCUUUUCUUGUUUACAUAUUAAAUGUGGGAGUGUUUUGUAGGAGCAUUCGCCUGACUUUAAAUUGUAAAGAAGGAAGUUUCCCUGAAUAUAACCCAUGCCCUACAAGCAAUAAUUUCUCCAGUCAGAAGAAUACUUGGCAAGGACAGAAAGUAAAAAUAUAAACUUUUUUUUUGGGGGGGGGAGGAUUACAACAAAAAGUUAGGGCUAGUGCAAAACCUUUUAACAGAAUAAAGCAUUGACAUUAAAUCUUACUCAGUAAGGACCUCUAGUAUUUCUUCCAUUAGCAGGAAUUAUUGGUAAAAAGCUGUUUUUUUACUUCAUCAUAGCUGUCUAGGAAGAUUUAGGCGGUUAGACAACUUAAGUGGUUUUAAACAAAAGUUGUUAAGAAAUGUACUCAGAAUUUAGGGAAUUUCGUUCAUUGCACUGAAAAAAAGCUGUACUUUUGGUGAAAGGCUUAGUUUUCUAGUGUGAAAAUCAAAGGUUUGUGUCGCAGUAUUAGAUACAGCAGCUGAGGCAUAUUGCUGAUAGUUCUAAAGGUUCUCUGCAGGUCCCAUAUAUCUUAAAGAACAUACUGCUUCAGAGUGAAGAUGGUUGAUUUAUUUUUCUGGUUCCAAGCAACUGGACAUAAUCCUAUUUUUCACAACUUUCUAUUGCUGCUAUAAAUAACUUCAGCAUGCCAUGUUACUUUUCUACAGAAUAUAUGCUAUACAAAUUCUAUUUUUUGUUGUAUUAUAUGAUGUGGUUUUGACAGUGUGCAUGGAGAAAGUAGAAUUGUUUUGCGUUCCUUUUUUAACCUGCAAGAGCUUACAUGCCCUCAUCCUUUUGAUAGCUGGUUUUGUCUGUUGUUCGACUGAGAUAGCAUUUUAAUGCCACUUAAUCAGUCAGGCAAACUGAUCCUUCGGGUAGUUCUCUGGCAUAAAUAUUGAAACGAACGGAGUUUGUUAACAGAUUCCUUGACCUUGUUCGUUUCAGGUAACAUAAUUCUGAAACCCAAAUCAGUUCUGAAAGCUUAGUCAGAUAAUUCUUGUUAAUGAUCAGUAUCUCAUAAUCUAAAUUCUUUCUUGCGUACCUGAAUAAGGCUGCAGUCCUGACCUCACUUAUCUAAGAGUAAGCCCCAUUGAAUUAAAUCAGACUUAGACUGGAAUAGAUGUGGUUAGGAUUGCACUGUUAGUGUGAUGUUUCUUUAAAGCAAUCUUGUGUUGAACCGAGUACAUAUUUGUUGCCAAGGCAGUUCAUAUCAAGGUCCUUAAUUGUAAAGUUUAAUCCUGUGCAGCUGCAACUGCUUUCUGGUUGAAUGUGUUUGUAAACAUACAUGCCAUUAUUGGUAAGGUAAGGUGCUUCACCUGUGGCUUUUAGUAUCUGGGAACUGGUUUGUGUGAAUUUCUUUACAUCAACCCACCAGUGCAUUACCUCUUCUCCUAUUGUAGUGAAUGAAUGUUGUGCCCUCUGUUGUAAGAGAAUAAGGCUGCAUACACAAUAUUUCCUUGAAGCACUUUUCUCUCUCUCUCUCUCUCUCUCUCUCUCUCCCCCGAAUUCUGGACUCUGUAGUUUGCUAGGAGUUGUUGGGAAUUUGUAGCUGUGAGGAGUAAGCUAUAAUACCUAGAAUUAUUUGAGGGAAAGAAUGUGCUUCAAAUGUUCUUUAGAGAUAUAUGCGGUGUGCUUGCAGCCUCAAAAACAGUUGACUGCAUUUCUGUCACUUUGUCUAAGCUUGCAGCCUUGAAUCGGAAGAAGUUAAUAUUAAAAUUAAUUGUGCUAUCAUUAUGCAACUACAUAUGUAAAGCCGUUCAGCUGAAUAUGCUACAAAAAUAGUUUGAUGCGUGCCAGGAGCCUCAGCCAGCAAUCUUCUUCUGUUUGUUCUUUAAUGGCCUAUUGUCUUGGGUAUUAACAGUCUUACGACUGGAGUGUACAGUUCUGUGCUCAGCCUUUUACCACUGUUCCUAGUUAUUGCAAGACACCACAGACUUGCUGGAGGAACUGCAGUCCAGAAAUGCCAUUCUGGCCACCACAGAUAUAUGUAGAAGUCCCAAACACACAUUUUCCACGCAAAGUUGGGCUAUAAACCAUCAGAAACACUAAGCAGUGGCGUAUCUAGCUACUGAGCUUAAUUGCUUUGUUUCACAGUUGCAGGUAGUCUGCAUCUUCAAGUUAGUGGUCUUGCUUCAGUGUUGUCCCAUGGUAUACUUAUUGCUGAAUUAGAACAGUCUUUCCUUAGUUCCUGACCUCAGUUGCCUCUCUGAUACCUGAAUUGCAUCAGUGAUGACAUCAUAAUCUAGUUCCAUAAGCACACAAACACAAUCUUAUACCAUAUUGAUGGCUACACAUACCUAUAUGCUUCCAGCUGCCAUCCAUAGCACACAGCACAAUUCAUUGUCUGUAACUACCCCCUAGGACGGGAGCCACAAACUCAUUAGGGCCUGUGGGACAUUUGAUAAUCUUAAACUGUUAAUGGGCACUAACAGAGUACCGAGUUUGCACAGAAGAAAGCUGCUGGUGCUCAGAAGGCCACCCCCUCAAAAAUAGCCAUCUCCCAAAACAAAUAAAAGACAAGAAGCAAGCGCACACACAAAAAAACCCCAACCACACAACCCCCAAAAAGCAACAAUGACAACCCACAAACCUUUAAAAUUUUAAAAAAAUAAUAAUGGAAGGGGGCCUUGCCAGGGGCCGGGGGGUGGGGUGGAAGAUGCCAUAAUGGCCUAAGAUACAGCUGCACUCGCUCCAGUCCUUCAGGCAGAGACUGGCAGGAUUUACAUCAAGUAUUAUUGAAACUACAGUACUGGCUUGAGCUACAGUAUAGCAGCACCCACACACCCCAGCCACACUAAAGGGGGUUGGAUUGGGCAGAAGCAUCUGGUGUCACUCUGCCAGCACAGAACUUCCUGUUCUGCCUGCUGACUAGGUGAACGGAAAUGGCACUAUAGCAGGAUCCUUGCCAGCAGCAAUCUGCAGAGAAUUGCAAACUUGGGCUUCCAGGGAGGGGCUGAGGCAGCCUGGGAUCUGCUGGCUCCCAAGCUGCUCCAUCUUGCAGUCACUAGAUGGCAACAUGCGCAAUCCAGACUGGAACACCAAUUUGCCUGCCUUCUCCCCAGGCCAGCAUCAGUGCACCAUAGUUUCCAGGCAGGUUUGGAGUAUGGUGUUGGUUUCCUCCAUUGGUUAUUGAGUAUUAACAUUUCAUAUGGAACAGAUGCCCUUGGGAGGUGGUUGACUCUCCUUCCUUGGAGGUUUUUAAGCAGAGAUUGGAUGGCUAUCUUUCAUGGAUGCUUUAGUUGAGAUUCCUGCAUUGCAGGGGGUUGGACUAGAUGACCCACAGGGUCCCUUCCAACUCUAUGGUUUUAUGAAGUGUGUGAUUUGUGUCUGUGUGCGGGUGGCGCUGUGGGUUAAACUUGCUGAUCAGAAGGUCGGCGGUUCGAAUCCCCGCGACAGGGUGAGCUCCCGUUGCUCGGUCCCUGCUCCUGCCAACCUAGCAGUUCGAAAGCACGUCAAAGUGCAAGUAGAUAAAUAGGUACCACUCCGGCAGGAAGGUAAACGGCAUUUCUGUGUGCUGCUCUGGUUCUCCAGAAGCAGCUUAGUCAUGCUGGCCACAUGACCCGGAAGCCAAUAAAUCUCGGCCAAUAAAGCGAGAUGAGCGCCGCAACCCCAGAGUCAGUCACGACCUAAUGGUCAGGGGUCCCUUUACCUGUGCAUUUAUCCUUUUGCCCAGACGCAGUCUGGUUUCGUCUGUCAGAGUUUUCCUUUGUCCAUACUACUGGUAGUCUUCACCCUCUUCAAGAUAUACUUGUGAGUUGCUUGGUGUCCUCAUAUUCUGUUUGAUACAUAGGCAGUGAUGUAACAGCUGUUUCUCAGUACAUACAUUACAUGAUGUGUCACAAUGCAAGAGGUGGCUUUUCUUUCAUUUCCUCAUUCCAUGCAGCUAUUUCUCUUUUUAAAAUUCUGUUUACUUAAAAACUUGGCCAGGCUGCAGACUAGCAGUUGUUACUGGUGUGGCAUAGGUACAGAGAGCAUAAUCCUACAGAUCUAUAGGCAGAAAUCAGUAGAAAUUAUAUUAAAGCUCACUUGUUUUGUAUGACUGCAUCAUACAGUCUUUCCUUCCACUGCCAAAAAUAGCUUACAAUCUCUUUACUACAUGUAGUUCCAAGUAUUGUGAUGUAAAUAAUAUGGGGACGGACAGAGGCAGGAAGGGUAACUGAAUUGUAAUGGGAAAACAGCCAGUGCUUUUCUAUUUGUAUUAAUUAUAUAACUGAGUUUUAAAAGAUGCCAUGUUCAUGCCGCGUUUCAUUAAGAUCGUUCAUAGUAGGUUACUGCCGUAUGUGUUCUCAAAUUGUCAAUCUUUUACUCAGCUAGAAACAAAUUCAGGCUUCUUCCUGGAUAGCAGACAAAUAGCUUUCCAGGUCAAUGAAGCAUUAGUUCAUCUGUGUUGUGUUUGAGCUUAGGAUGCAAUUAGGUGAAAUUACAAUGGCUUGUAAUAUCAGAUUUCUGUUGGACUAUGACUAACGUUGGAUAUCACUGUGCGUGCCUUUGCUUGUUAAAAACUUGCAGAAGCUUACUGGAGCAGACUAGAUGUGCAACUAGAUGUGUUUGCAAUCUAUGUAUUAGCUACAAGCACACUAAUACCUUGUGUACCAAGGGAUUUUUGGCAGGAAAUUGAAAAUUAAGAUUUGGUCACUCCAGUGGGUUUCUCAAAGUUUACAGCAACUGUACCAAAAGUUCUAAUAAAUGUUGACUAGGAACAUAAGAAAAGCCCCCCAAUGCACAAACCAAAGACAGUAGAGGUAAAAUAUAGUCACCAUUGCUAAGUAGCCAUUUAUAGCUUUAUGAUCCAUGAAUUUUAAGCCCUUUAAGCUUGUGGGAUCACUUUAGCCCAUAUACGUCAUACCCAACCACUUCAGUCUGCAGAACUGGCAACUGUAACAGGUGCCAUGUAAUAUUUCCACAGUUGUAAGAAAUCCAUAUUUUAGCGUGGCAGGGCCUGCCCUGUAGAACUCCCUGUCUAUUGACAUCUGGGAGGCAACUCUGUUGUACUACUGUCUAUGCCUUCUUAAAACAUUUUUUUAUUUAGUCAAUCCUAUUGAGACCUGUAGGUGUUGAUGUGCUUUCAUCUAUUUUACUGUUACUUUUAAUUAUCUUUAUUUUUUAUUGAUAUUUUUAAUUUUUCUUGUAAAUCACUUACAGCUUGGCAGUAUAUGCAUUUUGUUAAGUAAAACGCAUUUUGUCUAAUCCUCUUUUAGAAGUCAUCCUGUUUGGUGAUCAUCACUGUGUAUUGGGAGAGCGAAUUCCAUAACUAUGCACUGUGCAAAGUGAUAAUUCCUAGUACAAAUGAAUGAAAUCAGGGUCCUUAGUAACUUGGAGUAGAUCUACUCUAAGAAGCAAUUAUUAACGUCACUAUGCAAGGCAACAGAAGUCAGUCGUGUUAAAAGGAAAGCUCUCUGUGCUCUUAACUCUGUGUGGACUGUGGCACCAACCACUGUGGGGUUUAUCUGAUUCUAAAAAAUUAUUUCCCCACAUGCAAACCCCAUCUUGAAAUCAUUGCAAACCCCAUCUUGAAAUCUGACAGCUGCCCUGUGUGCUUCAUUUGAGUAUAAUGGCAUUUGCUGCUGGGAUUUCUUCAUUCCCAGUUUGGACAGGGAUAGAGUCAGGGUGAAUGGGUGCCAUAAAAACUAAGGUGUGAAAAGCAUGGCUGCAUAACUAUUCAAUCUAGGUGUUAUUUCAGAUUCUUUCUUCAACUUAUUUUCCCUUACAACCUGCCCUGAACCUCUUGGAAUGUGGGUGGGGGGUGGGAGCGGGGAGGGGGAGGGGGAGGGGGAGGAAGAGUUCUUGUGUGAUACUUCCUGCUCGCUCUUUUAGUCCACAGCUGGAUAAAUGCUCUUGGCAGAGUGUUGUAUGUGUGUUUGGCUGUGUAUUCCUGCUUAACUAAAUCAGGGGUCAGCAAACUUUUUCAGCAGGGGGCCGGUCCACUGUCCCUCAGACCUUGGGGGGGGCAGACUAUAUUUUUUUGGAUGGGGAAUGAACGAAUUCCUAUGCCCCACAAAUAACCCAGAGAUGCAUUUAAAUAAAAGGACACAUUCUACUCAUGUAAAAACACGCUGAUUCCCAGACCAUCCAUGGGCCAGAUUUAGAAGAUGAUUGGGCCGGAUCCGGCCCCCAGGCCUUAGUUUGCCUACACAUGAACUAAAUCAUCCUGGGGAAUACUACAGGCUUUUACUAAACCAGAAUUGGGAAUACAUCCAGAACUGUCAAUAUCUUCUUGCUACUUACUUAAGAAGCAUUUUUCCCGAUUUGGUAAGAAAACAAGUGUUUCAACCACAAUUUUAAACAGUGUCUACUUCAUAUAGGUACCGUUUUGGUGGCUGUCGUCUUUGUUAUAAUGUGUUAGAUUUACCUGAUCAUCAGCAAAAAGCAACCACGUUUACAAACGUUGUUUGCCUUGUGUCUACAGUCCAAUCUUAAAAGAACCAAAUUCCUUGGAUUUUUGCAGAUUGCCUUCAUGACGCUGACCCUGUUCCCCAUCCGGCUGUUUUUUGCUGCUUUCAUGAUGUUGCUGGCCUGGCCUUUUGCAUUCGUCGCAUCCAUUGGACCUGCUGACAGAGAAAUAGAAAAACCCCUCUCCUGGUGGCGAAAGUAAGUCACUGAGCCCAUUUGGGUUUGCUAACAUCUACUUGGAGUAUACGGUAAUUCAAGAAGUGAAAUUGGCACGGGUUACUAAUUUGAUAUAUUUCUCCUCAUAGUGGUGAAACUGACAUAUUGCACAAUAAAAACAUCGUUUCCCCCUAACGAUGAAUCACUUGUAUAUUUAACCCCCAGUGGCAGCUGUCUGUACUGAAAAGCAUCUUCAAGAGAGGCUGGCAUUAAGCAGAGAAGUAAGCUGGUGGGGGAGGAGGCCGCAUUAACCUUUUUGCAACCUUUUCCUUCUCUGCUGCCUAGCCUUCCUCUGGAGGUUCUGGACAAGCAUUUUUAAGACGAAGCACAUUUCUGGAACCUCGCAAGGAGAAAUGGGUAGGUGAGGUUUUGCAGGAGGGAAAAGGGUUAAUCAUUCAUGCCUCUCUCACACAGCUUCUGUGCUGAGGCUCGCCCCCCCCCCCCCGAAGCUGGUUUUCACUACAGAGAGCAGCUAUCAGGAUUUAAAUAGGUGCAAUGUGAAUGUGAACACUUCAUUUCUCCUGGCUGAUGUGCGUUAAGUUCAGUGUCUGUCCUGAUUCUUUUUCACUGCGUCCCCAUUCGCAUAAACUGCUUAACUGCUUUAUUUGGUACCCGAAGAUGAGUUGCCGGAAGUGUUUACAAGAUCUUGAGGGUGCUUCUUCUUCUGGAAGAUUUUCCAUUAUCUCUACGUGCUGUGCUGUGCAAUGUUAAUCCCAGGAUUAACGGAGGGUACAUCUGAUUGGUUAAAAACACAAGAGAGUUGCUGAGCAAUGCUGUCUUUCUGAAUAGUCAUGAGAAACAACAAUAUCGAAAACCGUGCCCUGUUAUCUCCAUGGGAUGGUUUGUCAGCUUAGAAAAGUACCGUAUUUUUUGCUCUAUAAGACUCACUUUUUCCCUCCUAAAAAGUAAGGGGAAAUGUGUGUGCGUCUUAUGGAGCGAAUGCAGGCUGCACAGCUAUCACAGAAGCCAGAACAGCAAGAGGGAUUGCUGCUUUCACUGUGCAGCGAUCCCUCUUGCUGUUCUGGCUUCUGAGAUUCAGAAUAUUUUUUUUCUUGUUUUCCUCCUCCAAAAACUAGGUGCGUCUUGUGGUCUGCUGCGUCUUAUAGAGCGAAAAAUACGGUACCUGAAAGGGGAAGGGAACUGGUUAAAUGUCUUGUCCUGACAGGUGCCUGUAGUGGUAUUCCCUGGAGAGAUAACCACACAGCGUUUGUAAAUACUUCUUCAGCUGUGGCCAAAGAAGUUGCAAGCAUUUCCACAGCAUGUUGUUCCCUUUUCUCUUAACCCAAGCCAUGCUUUGUGGGGCAGGAAAGCUUAAAGGCACUGCAGCUUCAAGUUGCAAAUAAAUGUAGCAAGGAGGUUAUAUAACAGCUCACAGAAUACUAAAAUUUAUAUCUUUAGGCACCAGGCGAAAACAUUUCUCUUUAACCAGAACUUUGGCUGAUUAACAUUCUAUGUCCUUUUAAAUGGAAGGGGGUUAUUGGUUUCUUUUUGUUUUUAUUAUGCAUCCUUUGUUCUCUUUUUUGUGAACUGCCCCAUGAUCUUCAGAUGAAAGGUGGUAUACAAAUUUAAUAAACAACAACAAAUUUCCUCUGCCUGAAUUGUUGGGAGUGUACAUCCAAAGUUAGUUCAUUUCAGAUUGUGCCCAUUAAAAUUAAUGGACAUAAUUAACUUAGGACCAUUGAUUUCAGUGGGCCUAACAUAACUUGGACAAAAUUAUUUUGACUUUAUAGAAAACCAAUAUUGUCUUUAUGGUUGGAGUGCGUACCCAUCUUAGGAUAUUAUCAUAAUUGGAGAUGAAAGCUUAAUAAUUAUAAACUAUCCUACAGCUAGCUGGGGGAGAAUGAGCAGAGAAAAAUAGUCACCCAUGACCAUUGGCAUGAGUGUCUAUUAAAUGAGAGUGCACUCUGUGGAUAUAUUUGUUUUGGGUUGUUGUUUUUGCCUGCUUUGGCCCACCCUCUGUGAUGUCCGCUGAUGAUGAUAGACAGGUGACAGGCGGCCUUUCUAAAGAGACAGUUUGUACCUGUUCUGCAGUGAUGCUCCCUUCGACCUUUUGGCGUAAGAUGAAGUAAAAUCUGCCAUGGGGUUGCUGACGGGACUGGUUAAGCUGGAACCUAUUUACCGUAUUUUUUGCUCUAUAAGACUCACUUUUUCCCUCCUAAAAAGUAAGGGGAAAUGUGUGUGCAUCUUAUGGAGCGAAUGCAGGCUGCGCAGCUAUCCCAGAAGCCAGAACAGCAAGCGGAAUUGCUGCUUUCACUGCGCAGCGAUCCCUCUUGCUGUUCUGGCUUCUGGGAUUCAGAAUAUUUUUUCCCCUGUUUUCCUCCUCCAAAAACUAGGUGCGUCUUGUGGUCUGCUGCGUCUUAUAGAGCGAAAAAUACGGUAACUACAUUUGAACUCCCUGACGUAACAAAACCAUGUUAAAACACAAUCAGAAAACGAGGAAGCAAAGUGCUUUUAAAAAGAAACUCUUAUUUCCCGGUUUCCUUGGAAAUAGCUUAUGUAGUUAAUCGUGUUCAAAAGGAUUAACACUUCUGCAUUUGUGCUGUCUAAUUAUUUUCAGGUUUGUGGAUGUCAUGCUGAAGGCCAUCAUGAGGACCAUGUGGCUUGCUGGGGGAUUCCACUGGAUAAAUGUGAAGGGCAGGCAGGCCUUGCCCACUGAAGCAGCAAUAUUGACUCUGGCUCCACAUUCCUCGUACUUUGAUGCUAUACCUGUAACAAUGACCAUGGCCUCCAUUGUCAUGAAAGCAGAAAGCAAAGAUAUUCCUGUUUGGGGAAGUAAGUCAAAGAAAGCUUUACUUUCAAAUAAGGGCCACGGAGAUUUAUUUCGGCAACGGAACGUAUUCUGGGAAUGUGGGAACCACUGCAGAAAAGGGCCCCUUCCUGGUUGCUGGCAGAGGAAUAUUUGCAGCUUGUGAGAAAACUGGGAGGGCCUCUGGUAAUGACCUCAGGGGCCAGACAGAUCCAAAUGGGAGAAGCCGUUCCCUCGGGUAACCCACUCCUGAGUUGCUUGGAUCAAAGCUGAAACCUGGCUUGGCACCAGAUGGCGGGCAGUUCAGUUCUUUCAACAAAGGUGCUACAUGACAGCAGCUUGACACAUCGCUCAACAACCUACCCAUGGCACUCUUUGCUUGUGCCAGCUUCUAGGCCACGCAUACGAGCAGCUAAACAUAGAGUGCCUAUCAGUAUGCCCCUUCGCCACCCCACCAGGUGUUUUCGAAAUGUUUCCAUUUCUUAAUUUUAUGUUCCUUCCUUCAGUAAGCACUGCGUUCGCAUACAUUCUAUUAGUCUGUUUUAUCUUUGGCAGUCAUACAGUGAGGUGAACCAGAUUGAAAGAUAGCAACUUGCCCAGGUUAUCCAGUUGAGAAUUUUGUGCGCGCACACUUUUAAAAGUCUCAAAGCAGUUUACAAUGAAACAUGCCAAAACAUGUUAAACAAUGUGCAACUUCAGUAAAAUAACAAUUAAAAACACACACGAAAGCUCAGGUUGAUGACACUUGUCAUCAAAGUUGCUGAUGUGUCUGCAAGAAUAAAAAAAAUGUUUCUACACGGUGCCAAAAUGGUAGCAAAGUUGGUGCCAGCCAGAUCUCCUUUCUCGCACUAUGCACAAUGGCCCACUAACUCUUUCUUAAGGAGCCAGCACUUCUAUUUCGAUAUCAGAAGGAGUGUAAAGGGGGAGGAUAAACAUGAUGUAGUCCUACAUUUAUUUCAGUAGCAUCCAAGGGAGUUCAAUAGCAAAAGGUUGAACUUUCAUCACAACUCUGUGCCUACAAAGUUUUUGUUAGUUCAAAUGUAACUCCGGAGUUACAAAACAAGGAAGUGCAAAAACGAACCACAGAUUUCCCCCCGAUUGCGUUGUGUAUUAUGUAGCGUGAUGUGGUAUCUUAAAAGGAAGAAAGCAAAACCUCUGUGGGAGAGAGUGGGUAUGGAGUGAAAAGGUCACCCCACUCCCGUUCCUCACUAACUGUUUGCUCUUUAUUUCCCUCUCCUGCUUCAAAAAAAUAAAAAAUAAAAAUCAGGGCACACGUGCAUAUAAUUAGUUCCUUGAUUUUUUUACAUUUGUGUUUUGAAAACAUGGAUAAGUUGAGGGGGGAAAGAAAAUGAUUUUUUGGUCACUUUGCCUGGUUGUAGUGCUUUUCAUCUUGUAGCUAUUGCAUUUAUGAAUAUGUAUGAUUUUUAUCUGGCUGUGUGUAAAUGGGUGUAUUUAACCUGCUUUUGCCCAUUUAUAAAUGGAUUGCUAGACAUUCUUUACUCUGCUUGUGUUGCAGAAUAUCACUGUGGAGGGUUAUGCAUUGGGUGAACUCUGGGUCUUCCUCUCUUCUAGACCUAAAAUUCAGUGGGAUGACUUUUGUUGUUAACAUUUUGGCAUUCUAUUGCUGCUUUUCUGUACCUCUGAGGGAGUUGCAUACACAGCCCUUUAACCAUGUGUACAUGACCUACAUAAAUAUAGGAAUUUAGUCUGCUGAUCACCUGUCUUAAAUAAACUUGGAAGUUUUCUGGAGAUUCAGCUCAGUGGCAGAUUGUGGGACUUGAUUUUUUUUACCACUGUUGAUGGGGGCAGGGAGAGAGAGAGAGAAAAUAUUUAAUUCACUUGAAACUUUGGGGGGCAUGGAAUCAUUGAAAGCAGGGAGAGCACGUGCUAUGAAAUGUGACAUGUAUAAUUUCACUAGUGUUAUUUGGGAGUGGGAGACGGACCCUCCAACAGGUGGCAAAGAUCAGGCUGUCCAAAGAGAAUUUAGCGGCUUCCCUCCAGCGUUUUCCAAAGUUUGCAAUAGUUUCCAUGAAGACUAUUGCAAUGCAGUAAGGCAUUGCUGCUGCUGAGUGAUAAACGUCAACAAUAAAUUUCAGCAUACCACCAAUCUGUCUAACAUAGUAUCUAAUAAUGAGCUCUAAAUGGCUGAAACCUCAAAUCUACAACAUUCCCACCACUUUCCUUAUCUGGAGUUGGAUAUGUGAUUAAGGAUAACCUGUUUGUACCGCUAGGAGUGAUCUGACAGAGGUAGAAUUGCUCCACCCCCAACCUUUCCACCUAAAAUGCAAGGGCUUCUCUUAUGCCAACUGGUUUUUGUUAGUUGUGUGAAUCGCACAACACAAUUCAAGAUUCUGUGGUACUAUAGGAGUAUAGUCAGGUGCUCUUGUCAGAUUAUUCAUGUGGCUGGGGAAAGAGUAAUCUCACAACCAUGUAUAUUUAGAACACUCAGGUGAUGACACACAGCUUGUCAUAUGCAUUUGAGGUGAUGAGCAGCGUUCACAAUGACCCCAGGGAAAGUGAGCUAGAAAUGCAGACUUCCUAGCAGACGUCUAGCAGUGUCUCCUUUGAAAAAAUCCCUCCCAUUAUUUCAAGACUGUCAGUGGUGAUGAUAGUUAUUGUUCUUAGGAGCUUUUCCUGAAAGGAACAAAUAAUUUGAUUGGCUUUAAAUGCAGGCCAAAAUAGUUCUAGACUGGCUAUAAAAGUUAUAAAUGUGAUGUAUUGCAUUGCAUGGAUUUUAUUAUUCCUUAUCAUUAUUUCAGUAUUACCGUAUUUUUUGCUCUAUAAGACUCACUUUUUCCCUCCUAAAAAGUAAGGGGAAAUGUGCAUGCGUCUUAUGGAGCAAAUGCAGGCUGUGCAGCUAUCCCAGAAGCCAGAACAGCAAGAGGGAUUGCUGCUUUCACUGUGCAGCGAUCCCUCUUGCUGUUCUGGCUUCUGAGAUUCAGAAUAUUUUUUUUCUUGUUUUCCUCCUCCAAAAACUAGGUGCGUCUUGUGGUCUGGUGCAUCUUAUAGAGCGAAAAAUACGUAGAUAUUCUGAUUCUCUCUUUGUUUGAACUUUACACGAGUGUUAAACUCAUAUCCCAUCCCUUUUGUAAGAAAUAAACAACUGUCCUGUCUACCUUCAAACAGGAUCAAGCUAACUGAGGCAAUUUUAGAAAUAAGAAAAAGCAUGGGAGGUAGUUUUGGUUUAUGUUUUAAAGGGGCACUUUCAGUUUAAAGUAUUCAUAAAUGGGUGACUGUAUUUCUCAAUAAAUGCAGGGCUAUAUUUUAUUUUAAAAUGUUUCUUAAUGUGUUCUGCUAGUUACUCCCGCCCCCCAAUAUAGCAUAUUUUGUUAUGAAAUGUGUUUGCUCAUAAAACUAUUGAUUGUUUCUCUAUAUAGCAUGUCAUACACUUAUGCUAAUCUAAAGAAAAAUGAAGGAAUAUACUUAGGAAUACGGACAUUUCUGUUUCUUUCCAGCUCUAAUCAAAUACAUUCGACCCGUGUUUGUAUCUCGAUCAGAUCAGGAUUCCCGCAGGAAAACUGUUGAGGAGAUAAGACGGCGUGCUCAGUCAAAUGGCAAAUGGCCACAGGUACUGGUAGAACGUCUUGUGAUUUAAAGGUAUUUGUUUUCUGUAAAGGAAUAUCUAUUUCCACCUAAAGAGAUGCUAUUUCUGUUCAAAAGUAGACACACACUCCUCAGGUUUCAGUUUCUACUAUUUGUGGGGCUAACAUUCACCUGAGUUCUGUAUUCUUUCGAAUUCUUCAGGUUUUCCUCCAGCUGUUCCUCUUGAUUUAACAUUGGUACCACAUCUCGGAAAAGGUGGGGGGAAAUCCUUUGUUGGAUGAUACCAUGGUUCAUUUAAUCCGUUAUUCUGUUUCUAACAGCCAAACAUCAAUGGGUGUUCACAAAGAAGGCAUGAAGGUGAUAGCCCCCCCCAGUUGUUGCCAAGGAGGAUAAAAUCCAUGAUGUUAAGUUGUGGGUAGACAUAUCAGACGACACAGUGAUUCUUCAAACAGCUCUUGUUUAUUCACAGGCCAGAAGAGAAAUGAACUGAAGGGUUCAGUCAGCCUGCUUAUAUAGAGCUCCAGUACAACGUAACUGUAACAAUAUUCUAAAACUAUCCAAUCACUGAACGUCACUUUCGAUCCCUUAUUUGCAUAACUAUCUACAGUAUCCCCCUGCUGGCCCAGGGUGAGAACUUCAGUACAUAACACAUGACUUGCUGUUAAUUUAAUUAUGUUUGACAUGUGAAACAAUCCUGAUACAUUAAGGAAGCAAUCCUGUGGGAAGACCCCGUGCCACCUUAACUCCCUCACCGUCAGCUCAGCCAGAGAGAGGCUGCACAUAUCUUCCUCUUCCAGGCUCAGCUGUUAGCAGUACAGUUUCCUUUUCUCAGUCCUGAUCCUAGUGUCAGUCAUUCUCUUACAGAGUUGUGAAAGAUGGGGGAGGGGGUAAAGUACUUUCUCAAGACGAGUUUUGAUUAUAUAAACAUACAUCACGUUCCGCUUAAUCACCUCUCCUUUCUUUCCUCAACUAAACAAUUCCUUUAUGAAUAGUGAAUUCACCUCUUGGCAAUUUGCUUACCCCUUUGAAGCGUUUUCAAAUUGUGUGACAGCACUUUUGAGAAGAAACAAUCACAUAAUACCGAAAUGUCACCGCAGCAUAAAUUUGAGUAAUGGUAUUUUAACGUUGAGUUCUGUUCCUAAGAAUUUCCAGUGCUGAGUUCGUUGCCGCUUCGGAAUCUCUUAAGCUGUGUAUAGAUAAGUUUUCCUCCUGCCAUAGAGGAAAUCAUCUUAAUCUUCACCUCUUCUUUGUUUGUGGGCGCCAUGCUGGUGAAGCAAUAACACCCCAUGGUACCCCCUUCUACCCUUUGCUGCUAUGUGUGAGAAACUUUAGUGCCUUGAUUUUGAAAGAACAGGGUUUCCUACUGCUAAUAUUGUUCAACUUUUAUUGAGUACUGAUGGUAAGUACAGUAAGAACAUAGAACUUUAAAGUAAUGUAAAGCUGGGGAAAAGCUGAAUCUGGCAAUUUCGAUGUGGAUUAGUUCCCCUUCUUUGAAUAUAUGAGCAGGGAGGUAUCUUCCAGCUUCUCUUUCUUCAUUAAGGUUCAGGUAUUUAAAUACCACCUGAUAUUUAGUGAAGUAUCGUUGGAAUUUGGUUAUACAGUACUGCUUUGCUGUUUUUAUUUUAUUCCACAACCCUGUUACUUUCUUUUUCUCUUUUGCUUACUUGUUUUCCCCCCUGUAUCUACACGUUUUCAUUUGCAACAGUAAAAUUCAAUAAAAAGUGUUUUAGAAAAAGAAAACAAGUGGUGUAUUCCAGGCUGCAGAAGUCUUGGAGCCUACGUAAUUUUAAAGGCAAUGGAUGAAGAGGUCAUCGUUUGCUUCAUGCGUGAUUAAAGGAGAAAAGAGUUACCCUCCUUGUGAUGAACACAAGGGUGGGGGGGUGGAGGAACAUUAUAUUAUAACUUCUACCUCCCUCAUUGAGAGGGUAUCUGGCCCUCAGUGUUUGCAGUUCCAAAUGGGAGAGUGCUUCAAAGAUUCCUGGGCUGCGUUCCAUACAUUCUUUCAUAGAUCACACUCCAUUUGUAGAACACCUUAGGGAGCAACCUGAAUGCCUUCUUGAAAUCAGAUACCUGUGGUGAAUUAUUUAUUAAAUGCUAGCAGCGUUUAAAGCAAAGCGAAUUUGAAUGCUUCUAAAUUCUGAGCUUGAAAUGUACUUAAAGAUGCAGGAGAUGUACAAAAAUAACUUGUAAUAGAGGGGUUUUUUUUCUGUUUCUGUUUUAAGAUUAUGAUAUUCCCGGAAGGAACAUGCACUAAUCGAUCCUGCCUAAUUACCUUCAAGCCUGGUAGGUAUGAUGUACAUUCUUCUUUACCUAUGUAACAUCAGUGUAACUUCAGAUUUUGAAAUUCGGUGCUCAUGAUUGCCUAUGGCCACUUCAGAUGUUACAAGAGGUGUGUCCUCCCACCCUCCAAUAAGGGCAACCUUUGCCUUUUCUGAAACUUUGGUAUGCCAAGAAACCUAGGAUUGUCUGUCUGUUCGAACGUUAACUGUCGUAACUUGCAAUCCAAGUACGUGCAAAAAACCCACCCAUCUGAAGUACCUUCUUCAUACACAGGUCUGGAAAUCAAAGUGCAUCAUUGCAAACAUGUGUUGACCAUUUUCUGGAAAAUGCUGAAUGCAAAUAAAGGUGUUUCCAUCUUCAAAUCUAAUUAUUUAGUUCAGGACAAACAAACAAACAAACAAGCAAACAAGAACCUGAAAUAGGACAUUCAGUCAGUUCAUCAUUCUCUGUAUUUUGUCCAGUCUUGACACUUGCUGACUUUCAUCUAGUGUGCAUCAGGGCUCCUUCGAGAUAUUAUGUGGUCUAGAAUGUUUAAACCUAAAACCUCUCUAUAGCAAAAUAGUCUCUCUUUUUUUGAGGAUUACUGCCAUUAGCUCAGUUCUCUUACUGUUUCCUAUGGAAUUCAAAAAAUGUUUCCAAGUAAGUUCAGAAAGACUUCCUUGCAGAAAAAGAAGGUGGAACUCUCAUGGUUUUGCACCCUGAUUUGGUAGGUGAAGGGGCAUCGGAACGAGUUGUUUUUGUAUUUCUAAUGUAAUAGUCAGAGACAUCAUUGGAUUGUUCCUUCCAUGCUUCAGUGGUCUUUAUUUCAUAGAAUUGUAGAACUAGUAAAUGGAAAUUAUUCUCUUUGCCAAAUACAGAGGGUAGGGGUGUUUUGCUUGUACCACAAAUUGCAGGAGAUAAGGUUAUCUUACCAUAUUUUGCAUUCUCUAAAGUUUAGUCAACAUAUUGGAUAAUGAGAGAUUUAUGGUAAUACUUUGUGCCCUUUUCAUUCCUGAUUUGAUGCCAGGACUUUUCCUCAGAUAUGUAUUGGUAUGGCUCUUGUGUUGUGCAGCACUUUGCAAUCUUUUCCCUAGGAUCUGUGUAUUUGCAUGACCUCUGGUUUUCUAAUCAGAUGGGUAUCAUUCUGUUCUGUAUCUGAAUAAUUUCAUGUUGAUGGCACAUGUACAAAUCCAUGCAUACAGCUGUGCAACAGAAUAAUGAGUAAAAGAAUCCAUGAGUGAAGAUUUGAAUCACGUGGAGAAUACUACCUUCAGUCUGAGUCCAAACAUAUAUUUUCCUAAUAGCAUUUAAGCAUGUACUACUAAUAUUCAGUAGUAUUGGAGCUUGGCUGUUUGUAGAAUGGAGCUUCUAGUGCUAAUCUGUCAGAGUCUUCUAGAAAAGAUUGCUUCAGAUUGUGUAAAUGUCUAGUUCAGUUUUCCGUGACCAGGUGUGUAUGUUUGAUAGGAGAUCUUCAUUUCAGAGAUCUUCCCUAGAAAAUACAGUGGUACCUUGGGUUAAGAACUUGAUUCGUUCCGGAGGUCCGUUCUUAACCUGAAACUGUUCUUAACCUGAAGCACCACUUUAGCUAAUGGGGCCUCCCGCUGCCGCCGCACUGCCGGAGUACAAUUUCUGUUCUCAUCCUGAAGCAAAGUUCUUAACCCAAGGUACUAUUUCUGGGUUAGCGGAGUCUGUAACCUGAAGCAUCUGUAACCUGAAGCGUUUGUAACCCCUAGGUACCACUAUACAAGUUUGUGUCACCUUCCCUGAUGUCAAAAUAGAGAGAGCAAUGAUUUUUUUUAAAAAAUACCAACACCUUACGGGGCUCCCUUAGUGAAAGAAGCCUUGACCUGGGUUUCUGGUUCAACAGGUUCCUCUAGUCCAUGAGUAAACAAUAGUUACAAUCAUCAGUACCUGUGGGAGAUAGGGGUGGAAUGAGAGGUUGCUGCUCAGGGCUUCAAACAAAAAUCCCAAAGGCCUCUUUCCCUGGAGCCUUGGCAGAGUGCAUCAUCAUACUUAGAGAGAUUCAUAUGCCGGGCUGCAAAAUCUAGAAAGCACAAUUGUUCAACCUUUUCGGAAAGGGAGACAUCUAAAUUUGUAAAUGUUGGUGAAAAUAGCCACAGACUGACCAUAGAGUUGGGAAAGAACUGGGUGUCCAGAAAAGAUUUUGAUUUAUUGCCAUCUUCGGUAGUGGAUGAAAGUGCAAACAAACAAGACCAGAAGUGUUGAAUGUUUCAGUUAUCAUUCCUUUCUUGUUCCUAGUUAGAGAUUUGAGUUGAUUCUAGAGUCUUCAUCCACUCCAGAGGAGUGGAAGAAUUAGCAUUAACAAUGUAGAUUCUUUUCACACACCUUAUUAUUGGUUGCUGUUCGUUGGCUUAUAAUAUGAGAGAGAGGUUACAAGGCAGAUUUUCCUGUUUAAAAAGAAAAUGUUUGUCUUCAUCAGGGAAGGCAGUCAAACCUUGUGGUGGAACAUUUUUUCCAUUUCUGUCAAAUUCCUGGAAAUAUAUAUAUAUAUAAGUUGCGUAGGAUUUGACAGCCCUGAGAUCUUUCCAAUUAGGUACUUCUGAAAAAUUGCUGGCUAUUAGUUGUUUUGACUAACUAUCCAUUCUUCCUGUGUCAUCUUACCUGGAAUGAAAUAUCCUGCUUAUCAAAGGAUUUAAAUUAAAUUGAAUGAAUCAUACUAAUGCUCCCAAUGUAAUACAAAGUUUUCCAGGAAGUAAGCUGCUGGGAAUAAGUCACAGUGGUAUACCAUAACAGUAAACCUCUGAAGAUGGCACAUUAUGUUCACUUGCAGGGAAAAGCUUGGACUAUUUAUUAUUUGGGCAGGGAAUAAUCAGAAUCUAUUUAUCUUUAGAUGCUUGGAUUACUAUGUUGCUGAGUGUUGUUGCUUAACCUUUAAAAAUAAAUUAUAGUUGCAUCUUUUUUGGCUACUUGGGAAGGUGGAACUUCAGAGCAUAUCAUCCGGAAAAGCCAGCUGUUACAUAACAGAAAUGCGCAAGCAAUACCUUCAAUGCUCACAGUGCCAUUAAUAGGUGGUAAUUAGAAUGUAUUGUAAUUAUAUGUAUCCCGUAUAUCUUGCAGGAGCAUUUAUCCCCGGAGUGCCUGUCCAACCUGUGAUUUUACGUUAUCCAAACAAACUGGUAAGCUCUGAGUAAGCUUUUAUGCCAAAUACAUAAAGGUAAAGGGACCCCUGACCGUUAGGUCCUGUUGCGGAUAACUCUGGGGUUGCGGUGCUCAUCUCACUUUAUUAGCCGAGGGAGCCAGUGUACAGCUUCUGGGUCAUGUGGCCACCAGCACGACUAAGCCACUUCUGGCAAACCAGAGCAGCGCACAGAAACACCGUUUACUUUCCCGCCGGAGCGGUACCUAUUUAUCUACUUGCACUGGUGUGCUUUCGAACUGCUAGGUUGGCAGGAGCAGGGACCGAGCAAUGGGAACGCACCCCGUCGCGGGGAUUCAAACCGCUGAUCUUCCGAUCGGCAAGCCCUAGGCUCAGUGGUUUAGACCACAGCGCCACCCGCAUCCCUAUGCCAAAUGCAUAUAGGAACCUUAAGUAGUUGUCUGAAAUAUAUUCUCAAACUUUUUUGUGAAAAGCAGAAUGGUAGUAAAUCAGGUGGGAGGUGACACGGGCUGUUUCUUAGAUAUGUACAUUUGUUUCAAGACAAAUGCAGCAUGUGUUGACUUAUAUGUGUUGACUCCCAAAUGGGAGAACAUGAAGUAUCCCCCAAAAUAGUCAAGUUACUCCUAUGCUAGCUAGAAAGAUGUAAAUUUGAUAUGUACACAGCCCAUCUUUUCAUCUAAUAGCUGAUCUGUUAAUCUAUCAAUCUAUUACUGCAGAAUGCAAGAUUUGUUUGCUAGUAUCUCAUUGUGGUAAACAAACUCAGUUCUACCUAUGAGAAAGCAAAAGUGAGCUUGUGUCCUGUUAUUCCUUUAACUGAAAUGCUGCUUCUGUGUCACUAGAGGGCACUGAUAAUUCCUUUGUCAGUAUGCUGUAAACUGGAGGAAUUCCUGAACCUACAAUAAAUUCAUCGGCAUUUCAUUUAAUGUAUUUCCCCCUUCAUGAUUUACAUAUUGCCAAAUGCAGUAGUAGACAAAAUCCUUACAGGGAUAAUGAGAUAUAAAUAGCCUACUGUCACAUUUUUCAAAGUAAUGCUGUUUUUGUGAAGCCUAUUAACUUUGUAGGACUGCUUAAAUAUUUGAAUGCAUUUCUUUUGCUGCAUAGGAUACAAUUACGUGGACAUGGCAGGGUCCAGGAGCGUAAGUCAGCUACAUAUUAUUUGAAUUUCUAAUUGCUUUAAUUAAUUGCUUUUCUUUCGGAGGACUAGUAUGUUAAAUAAUGGGAAAUAAUGGGCACACGUCAGUUUAUCUUCCUGGACAAUUGCUUUUUUAUGAUCAAACAGGGUUUAAUAAGUUCUUCAAACCCCAAAUCACACUAUUCCUAAUUUGAAUGAAUAGAUUAGCCUGCCAAUAGAUAACUUUUGUCUAUAGUGUUUGGAAGCAUCUGAGCAAUGGCCUUCUUGUUUCUCUUUAGCUUUUUCAUACAAUUUCAGAUUGAUUAAGUAUUUGAGAAUGUUAAAUCAUAAUUGAUUUCAAUAUCAUUCAUAGCUAAGGUACUUAAGUUUACUGCGCAUCAGUUUUGAUAUUUAAUUGCCAAGUAGUGUUCGCUUCCCAUAUUUUACAGAGUGAGGCCCAUCUGCUUACACAACAUAAAUUCAUUUGUGCAAUGGGACUUCUUUUUCUUCCUGCUCCUCCAACUCCCCCCCCCCCAGCUUCAGAGAGUCCCCCAACCCUUUAGAGCAUAUUUGGGGGUGCACAGUGGGGAGGAGAGGAAUGAGAAGUCCCAUUGCAUGAGGAGAUGCCAGUUUGUACAAUGCUGGAUCUCAUCCAAAGUUCAUUUUCGUUUCUCUUUCUCAGGAUGCAUUCGUGAUGUUAAUUACGGAACUAAUGAUCUUGUAAAUUAAAAUGAGCUUUUCAUUUCUCUUUCAGGUUGAAAAUUCUGUGGCUAACUUUAUGUCAGUUUCAUAAUUUUGUGGAAAUAGAGGUUAGUACAAAGUUACCAGUGUUUUAGUCUGCAAUCCUAGGCUUGAGACAACUAAAAAAAACUACAACCCAUUUUAACGGUAUCCUUUAAUAUGUGUGAAUAGUUCAGCUCUGGAACAGGGGAGAGCACAAUAACUUCAUAAGAGUACCCAAACAAAAUAAAGACCCUGUACUGCAGGAGGAAAGCUUAACUUCAUUUUAUUUCUUUUUCAUUUCCCCACUUUGCAAUAAGGAAUAGCCAAUGCUAUUUUUCUAGAAAAAGAGGUACCGGAACUCAGCCAUGAACGCCUCCCCUGUUCUCUUACAAUGGCAAUGGCGCCUGUUAAGUUGUGGGUGAACAUAUCAGACGACACAGCGAUUCUUCAAACAGCUCUUGUUUAUUCACAAGCCAGAACUGAACUGAACUGAAGGGUUCAGCCAGCCUGCUUAUAUAGAGCUGCACUACAACACAACUGUAACACUUUCUGUAACUAUCCAAUCACUGAACGUCACUUUCAAUCCCUUAUUUGCACAUGUGGACCUGAGUGAAAACUAUCUACAGUAUCCCCCUGCUGGCCCAGGGUGAGAACUUCAGUACAUAACAGCGCCCACCUGAGAGGUGCCAGGACUGAGUUCUGGUGACUUCCAGCUGAACAAAAACCCUGGGAAUAGAACAAAUGCUUCCACUGGUCUUCACAAGUCCAUGCAUUGUUAACCUCGAGUUAGGCUACUGUAAUGUGCUCUACAUGGGGCUGCCCUUGGGUCUGGUUCGGAAACUCCAGCUGGUGCAGAAUGCAGCAGCCAGAUUUCUGGGGCAAGCUUCUGGUCAAGAACAUGUCAUGGCUGCCCAUCUGCUACUGAGCCAAGCUUCUUAUACUGAUUUACAAAGCCCUGAGCAGCUUUGGGUCCAGGAUACCUGAGGUAUCACCUGAACCCUUAUAAUUCUGGCUCUGUUACUGAGAUCAUCUGCAGGAGUGGCUUGGGUGAGUUGCUGAGGCUCGUUUGACAACAAAAAGAAAUCAAGCUUUUUGUGUCACCAGUCCUGUGGAACACUCUGCCAAAAGAGAUUCAGAGGCACCUUCUGUGCCAACUUUUAAAUGUCCACUGAAAACAAUUGAGAGUACACCUCCCACAAUAGUCUAUUGAUGCUUGUUUUUUUAAUUUCUUUUUGCUUUCAACUUGCUUUUUUAAACUUUCUAUUAUUUUACUGUCUGGUUUUAUGUUUUUUCUAUUGUGAUAUAAAAUAAAUAAAAGAAUAAUAAUAGAGGUCAAUACGUUAUGGGCAUAUUGGGAGGGGGAAUUAAUGUCACUGAUCACCGAUAAUGCUACUGUCUGUAUGCAGUAGUACUGACGACAUUUGCACAGUCACAUUUCAUACCUGCAGUCCAUUCUUAAUGAGAAAAAUGCAGUUUUUAGACUUGCUGUUCUGAACAGUGGGAAAAUGAGAUAAUUGACGCAGUUGGAAGCACGACGUAGAAGAAAGAUGCCUAAUCUGUAUCCCACACAGCUGCUCAUUUGUUGCACUAUAAAUAUCAUUUGGUUCCUUUUAAAAAUCCAAAUUAAUAAAGGGAGGGAGGUUGGAAACAAAAAAACCUGAAAUGUUGUUACUCCUUAAUGAUGUGUGUAAAAAUUCAGGGUUGGGUUUUUUGGUUUUGGUUUUGCUUAUGAACAUUUGAUCCUGUUACUGUACUUAAAAGCAACGUUAUUAGUGUGUGUUUAUACUUUUGCCUGUGAAAUACGGUAUCACGUUUGAGCUGAAACCAUUUUUUCUACUUGCAGUUCCUGCCUGUGUAUAUACCCUCUGAAGAAGAAAAGAGAAACCCAUCUCUGUAUGCAAAUAACGUGAGACGGAUCAUGGCACAGUAAGUGAACUGCUGUCCAAAUAGCACCAUGUGAUGGUUUCUGCUUAUUUAGAUGUUUGUACCGAAAUAUUCUACUUAUUUUAAUGUGUGUGGUAACAUUGUGGGCAUUGCAGGGGAAAAAAUCAUAUCAAACCUAACAAAAGCUGACUGCAUCACAAGUGUGGACUGGAAUCUGAACCUGUUUUUAGUGGAGAAAUUACAACCCCAUCAAUGACAAGAAAAUCUGUUCCUUCUAAGAUCUGACAAGUCCCUACUAGUGUCAACUUUGACUUGUCUGGGUUCAUUUUCAGUCUAUUAAUCCUUAACUACCUGCCCACAACUUCCAAACAGUGAUUUUAUGGCCAAUACAGUAGCUGGAUGUUUGGGGAAAUUUCCUCACUCCAAAACAGUGGGCGAUCUCUCUCAGUGGCUUUAUAUAGAUGACCAACAGGAUUGGUGCCAAUACUAAUCCCUGUAGGACUACAUAGACCAAUUUUCAAGAGGUGAAAAAUCAACAUAAUUCCCAGCGACCAUCCUCUAUAUCUGACUGGGAAAGAAUACCCUAAUUUCUAGGGAACCAAACCUAUCAUUCAAACUGAAAAUUGAAGCAGAUACAUUAUGGUUGUAGAUUAAGGUGCAGUUUAGAAGUAGCAAGAAAACAAUUUAAAGGAAUUUGGCUUCUAGGUCCCCAGAUAUACCCAAUGCACUGCCCACCAGAAUGCACUGGCUGCUAAUAACUGUAACUGAGCAUUUUAAUUACAGGCAGGUAGCCGUGUUGGUCUGCCAUAGUCGAAACAAAAUUAAAAAAUCCCUUCCAGGAGCUCCUUAGAGACCAGCUAAGUUUGUUAUUGGUAUGAGUUUUCGUGUGCAUGCACACUUCUUCAGAUACCUUCAGAUGUCUUCUUCAGAUAUUCUUCAGGUAUCUGAAGAAGUGUAUAGCUUCAGAUAUCUUCUUCAGGUAUUCUUCAGGUAUCUGAAGAAGUGUGCAUGCACAUGAAAGCUCAAAUCAAUAACAAACUUAGUUUGGUCUCUAAGGUGCUACUGAACAAUUUAAAUACCAUAUUUUUCGCUCUAUAUGACGCACCAGACCAUAAGACGCACCUAGUUUUUGGAGGAGGAAAACAAGGAAAAAAAUAUUCUGAAUCUCAGAACCCAGAACAACAAGAGGGACCGCUGCGCAGUGAAAGCAACGAUCCCUCUUGCUCUUCUGGCUUCUGGGAUAGCUGUGCAGCCUCCAUUCGCUCCAUAAGACGCACACACAUUUCCCCUUACUUUUUAGGAGGGAGAAAGUGAGUCUUAUAGAGCGAAAAAUACGGUACAUGUCUGGGGAAAGUUUUUUAUAGUGGUUUUAAGAUGCAUAAACACACAUAAAUGUACACCAAACAGUUGAGAAACAUGCAGGAGGGAAGGUCUAGUGGUUUAAGGGUUUUAGGCAGAUUUAAAUGUACCCACCCUUUUCUUUGUCUCUUCAUCCCCAUUUUUAAAUUUGAAGUACUCUUGAUGAAAGCUACUCUUUACUUGACUUGCCAGACUGCAUCGUGAGCUUUGGCAUAGUCAAAAUGUGGCGUUUAGAUUGCGUCUGCUUUAUAAGGCUGCUGUUAUCAAUAAAGUGUGACGCUGUUGUGUAAAUUCCUGCUUUUUCCCCCUCAAGGGCUUUGGGGGUUCCAGUAACGGACUACACUUUUGAAGAUUGCCAGCUAGCUUUGGCUGAAGGACAACUUCGUCUCCCUUCAGACACCUGCCUCUUAGAAUUUGCAAAGCUUGUGAGAAGCCUUGGGUGAGCAGGUUGAUAAAAGUGUGGAACUGUACGACAGGAUGUUUUAAUCACUUUGUAACUUUAUAAAGCAGUUUUUUAAAAAAACGUAUUUUAAUUAUAGAUUUUCUUGAUUUACAAAGGUAUGUGCAAUGUCUCUCUCUCGUAUUUUUUUUCCAUGAACCUUUUUUUUUUUUUUUUUAAAAAUCGGUUUAAAAGCAAUUUUUUAAAAAAAGUCAAGCAUCUGGGAGGUUGUGGGGGCAAUGUUUUGCAAUCUUGCAGGAGCAGACCAGAAUCACAGAGGUUUCAAAAGCUUAACAAAUUUGACAUCUGCCAGUGUUGUGCAAGAUCUAGUUAUAAUAGGCUUCUUGCCACUUAAUUCAGUUGAGCAUUCCUGGCUUCAGUUGACUGUGGUUCUGAUAAUUAGGAAAGUCAUAAUUUGUAUUCCUGGGUGAACCUAGCAUAUUACAACUUAUGGUGGAGACAGAAAGGAAGAGCCAUCUGUAUAUCACUUCCCUCAACACAAGUUAGAUGCCAGGGUUGUGGUUUGCAGAAAUCAGAGUGCGCAUUGCUUAAAUUUAUAUUGUUAACAAAAAAACACACCCUUUCAGCUUAACAUGUUAUAUUGGACACUUCCCAUGUUCACUCACAUUUCAAAAUGUCAAGAAGUUACAGCUGUUAAGUCCCCACAUCCUUAACAGAUGCAUUGUUUAUGCAGUAUUGAUAUAGUAUUGAAUCUUACCUUGUUAGAUCCAGCUUCAUCACUGCCUUGAAGCUUGGUGGUUGUCAGUGGUAGAUGAGAAUCUGAGAUGAUGAUGAUGAUAUUUUUAAAGGAGGGCUUUUUCUAUAACUGCAAAUAUAAAGUGGGAGCCACUUUUUCCAGUUCGGGAUAUUGCAUUAGAACUUUCCUCUUCUGAAAAUUGAAUUUAUCCAAAUGCUCUCCCACGUUGUUUUAGAGCAAAACUGUAUAUUCAGAUUGCGAGGUACGGAAUUCCUGGAACUCUGUCAUUCAGAAUGAAGAGUGAAGAGAUCCAUGUCUGAAUGAUCCACCACAGGAAGAAAAGGUGUAGAUUCAUUGAAUUGUAGAGUUGGAAAGGAAGCUGAGGGUUAUCUAAUCCAACCCCCUGCAAUGUAGGAAUCACAACUAAAGCAUCUAUGACAGAUGGCCAUCCAGCCUCUGCUUAAAAUCCUCCAAGGGAGGAGAGUCGAACUCCUCUCUUGGGAAUCAUUCCACUGUCAAACAGCUCUUAGUGUCAGGAAGUUCUUCCUUUCUUGUAACUUGAAUCCAUUGGUUUGGGUCCUAGCCUCUAGAGGAGGAGAAAACAAGCUUGCUCUAUGUUGCUCGGUCCCUGCUCCUGCCAACCUAACAUGUUUGAAAGCACGUCAAAGUGCAAGUAGAUAAAUAGGUACCACUCCAGCAGGAAGGUAAACGGCAUUUCCAUGCGCUGCUCUGGUUCACCAGAAGCAGCUUAGUCAUUCUGGCCACAUGACCCGGAAGCUGUACGUCGGCUCCCUCGGACAAUAAAGCGAGAUGAGCACCGCAACCCCAGAGUCGGUCACGACUGGACCUAAUGGUCAGGGGUCCCUUUACCUUUACCUUUUAUUGUCAGAUGGCUUAGGUGGUUGCUCACGAGUAACCAGGCAGGACUCCGACCUGUCUUUUACAGGUUUUAUUUAGGUGCAAAACUAUUUACAGUGCAGAAUCCCAAAGUUCAUGUCUGCCUCAAUCGCUAGCAGAAUCCGGGAGUGCUUGUUUCCUGGACCUCCCCCAGCAUAAGAGUCUCGUUACGCCCAGCCUUUCUCUUCCCUCUUUGCGCUUUAGACUUCUGUGCAGGGUGGGCGACGGAAUGGGCGUGCUUCCUUCCUGGCCAGUUUUGCCAGGAGCGUUGUUGAGGCUCCUACCAGCAUCCUCUGGUCCUUUCACUUCUUCCUCAUCACCGGAAGAAGAACUGCUUCGCAAGAUUGUCGGAGGCUCCCUGUAACACAACUGCCCCUCUGUUUCCCGCCACUGUUCUGAUGGCAGUUCCUGACAGCUAUCAUAUCUCCUCUCAAUCUCCUCUUUACCAGGCUAAACACAUCACACAUCAGGGAUAAGUUUUUAGCAUUAAUCUUCUGUUAGUGGAUUGCCAGGAAAUUACAAACUGCCUGGUUUGUCCUCCUCAACACUCCUGUAAGAAAAAAAGAGAGAGGGUUGUCUACAAUUUCAGCCUUGGUUCUUUUCCUCCCAUGUUUAGAUUAAAGCCAGAGAAGCUUGAAAGAGAGCUUGAUGCAUAUUCAGGAAAUACCAAGAGAAUGAAAGACAAAAGGGUCAGUCUCAAAGAGUUUGCGGAAUACCUAGAAGUCCCGGUUUCUGACACAUUAGAAAACAUGUUUGCACUUUUUGAUGAGGUAAGAAAGAUGACAGUCUUGAAAUUUCUAAAUAACCACUUUUAUUAUUUGAAUUAAGGCCUUGGGCAUUCUUUCGUUAGGAAUGCAGUUUUCAUUUGUGAGUACGGUUAAUAUAGCUGUAACAUAGAAAGUACUUGUUUAUGUUAUGAACAAUAGUUUCAAAAAAGUGAUUACUAAAUUCAGAAGAUCUUGUGUGCAUGCCUUUUGCCUGCUGUGCGAACAUUUGUAGUCUGAAAUUACGCAUCCUAUUGGCUGCCGGUCAUCAUUUUUACCAUGGAGAAAUGUAGCACAAGGGAUACAUGGUGACUAUGACUUAUUUUACAAAUUAGACUACAGCUUUCUAUAUACAUACACAUAUAUAGCAAGCAUAACGUAUUGUUGCAUCAAAGAGAGGAUACCAAAAUGGCAAUUGAAUUAGUUCUUAUCAAUGGACCACCCUGUGCUUCUUCAGACCUCUGCAGUUUGAAGGAGAGAAGGGGUGGCAUAUGAAAAGCUCUCUCUAAACACCCACAUUUCACUAUUUGAAAGCCCAGGUCCAUAUAGUUAAAGCUAUGGUUUUCCCAGUAGUGAUGUAUGAAAGUGAGAGCUGGACCAUAAAGAAGGCUGAUCGAUGAAGAAUUGAUGCUUUUGAAUUAUGGUGCUGGAGGAGACUCUUGAGAGUCCCAUGGACUGCAAGAAGAUCAAACCUAUCCAUUCUUAAGGAAAUCAGCCCUGAGUACUCACUGGAAGGACAGAUCCUGAAGCUGAGACUGAAGUAUUGCUUUGGCCACCUCAUGAGAAGAGAAGACUCCCUGGAAAAGCCCCUGAUGUUGGGAAAGAUGGAGGGCACAAGGAGAAGGGGACGACAGAGGACGAGAUGGUUGGAUAGUGUUCUCGAAGUUACCAGCAUGAGUUUGACCAAACUGCGGGAGGCAGUGGGAGACAGGAGUGCCUGGCGUGCUCUGGUCCAUGGGGUCACAAAGAGUCGGACACGACUAAAUGACUAAACAACAACAAAGGGCUGUUUGAAAGCCUCGUGGUUCUUUUUGAGGUUUUGACAAUCAAGACCUCAAAGGGUUACAUUAACUGAUAGCACUAUGAUGCCAGGUGAUUGGCAGGUGGGCUCCCUGCCCACCAGGGGUUGGGGAGAGAAAGAUCUGGCCAGAAAGGGUUCCUUGUUGUAAAACAACUGAGAAAUAUAAGAUGUUUCAAAAGUUCAGAGGACUUAGUCGCCCCUAGUUUCUUUGUUUAGAAAUCUUUGUGCUGAAACCUCCAUGUGAGCUCUUUUUAUGUGUACUUUUCAGAAUUUUAUUUUCUUCGGUGCGUAUUUUCUAUGAAACUGGUAAUACAGCUUUGUUUCUUUUUUUACAGAAGGAAGGUGGUCUGAUUGACUUAAGAGAAUAUGUAAUCGCUUUGUCAGUAGUCUGCCGGCCAUCCAAAACCUUGCAAACGAUACAGCUGGCUUUUAAGGCAAGUAGCAGCUUUUAUUAAGACGGUUUGUUGAAAGCCAUUUUUAAAAACAAAGCCCUUUUUUCCCUUUUCCUUUUUUGGGGGGGCAAAACAGGUCAAUUCAUUACAUUGACCACAACUUCUCUGCAUCCCUGGUCAUUACUGGCUUUAUAAAAGUUCUGUACAGUAGUCAGCAUCUAACAGUAGCCAUAUUCACUCACAUGCAUUUUGACCCGCAAAACACAGCAGCAAUCUGUUGUGCCCUGUUUUGUUUUUUUCCAAAUCAGCAAACAGGAGCAUGAGACUGUGCAAAUUGCUGCCUACGCAGGCAAAUGGGUAAGAAAAAAGUAGCUUGCAUGCUCAUCACUUGAUGAAAGCAGCAUCAAGCGACAACUUGUAAAUGUGAGUGAGCCAUCACAUAUACAACACCACAGAGACAUCCUUUCUGGUAAUUGUGUUUUAUUGUACAUUGAUGCUUUAUUUUAUGAACUGUGGCCAAAGAGGGGCUAACAAAUGGGGAGUGUCACUUGAUGAUACCUCAAACUUAAUGUUUAUCAGGAAAGUUAAUUCACAUACUCAUCUGUGAGUCAUUGAGCACUGAGAAAUCAAGUGAUGUAAGUGAAAGCCAAGGUUUGUGUACCUUUUGAAAGCCCUGGAUUUCCUGAGCUCAGUAUAUCUGAAGACCACCUUUUCCUGCAUGAGCAACCCCUUACCCUAAACACAUCUGGGGUGAUCCUGCUCUGGACGUGGCUAGGUCUUAUUUUUAUUUCAAAAUAUUUAUGACCUGCCUUUCUGUCCACCAGGACCACCAAGGCAGCUAGCAAUACACAAUACAUUGCCUAACUGGCAAAAUGCACAGUUCCCACAGAAUAAAAGAGACAGUAAAUCAAAAGAACUCAAGGGCGUAUGAGCAUAUGAGCUCCCCGAUGCUCUCUUAUCCCUCCAGCACCCAACUCUAUUGUGGCAUCACACCUGUGGAUUGCAUUUCCUUAUGCUGGCCCACCAGAUUAUAGCCUCAGCAGAAUUUAGGUGACAAAUGAAGUCUCCUGUAUCCGUUGCAGUGAUGAUGCAUGAUUAGUCAGUUUCCUGCAGCAGACCUUGAGAGAAUGGGAUUUUAACUGGCAUUUAGUAACAUGGUUGGCCUUUGUAUUUUUAUGUACUGUAAUUCCUUAUAUUACCUUGAGUACUACUUUUAGUGGAGAGGCGAUUGCAUGUUUGAUGAUGAUGAUGAUGAUGAUGAUAAUAAUAAUAAUAAUAAUAAUAAUAAAAAAUUAUUUCUACCCCACCCAUCUGGCUGGGUUUCCCCAGCCCCUCUGGGCGGCUUCCAACAAAGUAUUAAAAUACAGUGAUCUGUUAAACAUUAAAAGCCUCCCUAAACAGGGCUGCCUUCAGAUGUCUUCUAACAGUCUGGUAGUUGUUCUUUUCUUUGACAUCUGGUGGGAGGAUGUUCCACAGGGUGGGUGCCACUACCGAGAAGGCCCUCUGCCUGGUUCCCUCUAACUUGGCUUCUCGCAGACAGGGAACUGCCAGAAGGCCCUAAGCGCUGGACCUCAGUGUCUGGGCAGAACGACAGGGGUGGAGAUGCUCCUUGAUUUAUCUAGAGGCCAAUCCCCCACCUUUGCAAUACCAGGAUGCCUGUUGUUGUUGCUAUUAUCAUUAUUGUUUAUUCAGUUUACAUCCCGUCCUUCCUCCCAAACAAGCACUACAUUUGCACCACUCAAAACAGCUUACAGCAAUUAAAAUACUGCAUCCACAAAAGCAAUAAUAUUAAACAAAGCAGUUUAAAAAUAAAAACAGGCACAGCAGAUAAAACCCCAAAGAGAGCUUGUCAUAUAAAGCAUCCUAUGUUGGCAAGAAGGGGCUCCAAACAAACCUCAGAGGGCAAGGUAUUCCAUAGCCUGGGUGUGACCACUAAGUGUGGCCCUUUUUCUCUUUCUUUAUCUGUUUCUGAAUAAACCAGAGGUAGGUCGCAGUGAAUGCCCUCUCUGCCAGAUCUUAGACAUUGGGCAGGCUGGUACAGGAAUAGGCGGCCCCUAAGGUAUCUAAUAGGGACACGGGGGUGGCACUGUGGGUUAAACCACAGAGCCUAGGGCUUGCCGAUCAGAAGGUCGGCAGUUCGAAUCCCCGCGACGGGGUGAGCUCCCGUUGCUCGGUCCCUGCUCCUGCCAACCUAGCAGUUCGAAAGCACCUCAAAGUGCAAGUAGAUAAAUAGCUACUGCUCCGGCGGGAAGAUAAACAGCGUUUCCGUGCGCUGCUCUGGUUCGCCAGAAGCGGCUUAGUCAUGCUGGCCACCUGACCCGGAAGCUGUACGCCGGCUCCCUCGGCCAGUAAAGCGAGAUGAGCGCCGCAACCCCAGAGUCGUCCGUGACGGGACCUAACAGUCAGGGGUUCCUUUACCUUUAAUGUAUCUAAUAAACUGUAUCAAUAAAUGUAUUUGCUCUUGGGCUUCAGCAAAAUUUGCAAACUCUAAAUGGAAAAUAAAAGGUGGCGUAUCAAUCAGUGUAGGGAAGUUGGAAGAUUUAUUUGGCUGGGAGAAAAGUGUCAAACAGAGGCCCUGGGAAUGUGUUUCUUUGCUGCUGCUGCUGCAAUAACAAAUCAUACGUUUUAAUUUUUCACAGAUGUAUCAGUCAGAAACUGGAGCUCUAACAGAAGAAGAUUUAACUUGCAUUUUAAAGACUGCCAUGGGUGUUUCAGAUCUUAAUGUGUCAAACCUAUUCAGAGCUAUAGAUGUCGACGAAAGGGGGGAAAUUACAUACGGUGAGUUCCGUGCUAUGAUUUUAGAAAGCCGCAGACAAUGGGGAACUUUUGUGUGGUGGCCAGGCAUGUCCCACGGAAAAGAGCAGCUGCCUGGGGGCAAGUGUGACAGGUUCCUGGCCAUUGUGUUGCAUUGGACGGGCUGUAGCUCAGAGUUUAAGUCCCAGCUUCAAACCCAAGCAUUUCCAAGUGGGAAUGACUCUGUCAGAAACCCUGAAAAGCCAGUCAGUACUAGAUAGUCUGGGUCAAUAUGAAACAGCUUCCUGUGCUCAUUAAUGGGCUUCCUGGAAUGUCUGUAUAUAGGGACGGAAUGUCUGUAUAUUAUUUCUUGUUUAUGUGCUAUACCUUUUCCUCCAGCUUGUAUGGUUGGCACCCCCUUCACCCCUUUGAUCCUUACAGCAACCCUGAGAGAUAGUGCAUGGCCCAAAGUAAUCCAGAGAGCUUCCAAGCCAAAUGGAAAUUUGAACUUGGAUCAGUCCAGUCCUAGUGCAGCACACUAACGCGGUCCAUGCUAUGGUUACCAGUAGCUAAAGGUUCCAUUCUGUUCUAUGAUCAGUGACCUUAUGCUGCAGUGUUGGGCGCUGUGGUCUAAACCACUGAGCUUCUUGGGCUUGGUGAUCGGAAGGUUGGCGGUUCGAAUCUGCGUGACAGGGUGAGCUCCCAUUGCUCUGUCCCAGCUCCUGCCAGUUUGAAAGCACACCAGUGCAAGUAGAUAAAUAGCUACACCUGUGGCGAGAAGGUAAACGGCGUUUCCUUGCUCUCUGGCUUCUGUCACGGUGUCCCAUUGCACCAGAAGCAGUUUAGUCCUUCUGGUCACAUGACCCGGAAAGCUGUCUGCGGACAAACGCUGGCUCCCUUGGCCUGAAAGCAAGAUGAGCGUCGCAACCCUAUAGUGGCCUUUGACUGGACUUAACCAUCCAGGGGUCCUUUACCUUUUACCUUUACCUAAUGUAAUAAAGCGACCUGUCAAGAAAAGGCCAACACGAACAAACAAACUAUUGCUUAAAGCUCAAGGAGGUGGGGAGGGGAGGAACAUAGUGUAGUUCUGCAAAUCAUUUUGAGUUGUUAGCAAAUGUUAGUGUUACUCAGGGAAAACCCAUUGAAACUAAUGAAAAUGACUAUCCUGUGUCAGUGGGUCUACUCUAAAUAUAAUUUAAUUGGGUUCAACCCUUUGGAAAAUGCUCUUAAAGUUUGGCAUGGGAGACUUAGUAACUAGUAGUCUACUUAGUACUUUUAUUGUCUUGCAGUCUUUCUUGAUUUUGUAAGUAAAACACUUAAAAUGUAUGCUUGCUUUUAUUAAUUUCUAGAGGAUUUCCACAAGUUUGCCGAAAUGUAUCCAAACUUUGCUGAGGAGUAUUUAUAUCCCGAUCAAAUGGAGACUGAUACCUGUCCUGCUCCUAACGGUUUCUGUACAGACUUCAGCCCAGAAACUACUGAAGACAGAAGAAAUCACCUGCAGAAGAAACUGAAUUAAUGUUAACAAUUCCAGCGUCCUCUUCUGGUGAGAGGAGCGUGUCCUGUCUUAGGCUCGUCAUAGUCACACAACUAUGUAAUCUGAAGUAUGCGAGGGGUGUGUAAGACAGAGAGGAGUGUGUGUGUGUGUGUGUUUGUGAGAGACAGAGAGAGAGAGAUGAUUUUGCUGCAUUAAUGAGCAUCUUCGGACUUCCUAUUUGGAAGAUCUUGGUUUUUUCCAUCAGCAUCUUGGAAAGUAAAGAAUGUAAAUGAACUUUUAAUUUGUGUACUUAAAAAGAAGAUGCUUGCAUAUUUAUAUUCCAUUGUUUAGUUCCAUGUACAAAGUGUCCUACAAAGUGUGCAUGUGUAAAGAAUACUGUAGCUCCUAUGGUGUUAAGUGCACUUCGGUGAUUAGUGUUAUUCCUGUUUAGGGAAUUGUUUGGGUUCAAGUUCCGCUUUCCUUCUUCAUGUGAAGACACAACUAUUUACUGCUGACUGUGGUCACUGGUCUUCUGAACAAGGCUAGCUCAAUUUAGCCCUUUUGUUUUCAUUUCAGCAAACAGUUAAAGGAAGAAAAGUAUGCAAAAAUAUUUUUAACUAAGGAAUUUUUAAAAUUAUUUUUCUUGUAAGAGGACUUUUUUGCCAUUCAGUUCAUGGUAGUAUUAAAAAUUGGAAGGGUGUGGUUGUUCCCUAGGUUGUGUGCAUUCUGUGCUAAAAGCAUGAAAACAUCUGUACCAAGUAACAUAAAUUCAAAGAAAACUGAAUUCCGAGGUUUAUAUAAACUAGAUAAUCUUCCACAUUAUAUAUAGUUCUGCUUUUCCUGAAUGUGGGCAAUGACCAAAACAACUAAAUAAAUGAGGCAGGUUUGAGAGAGACUGAGGCCCAGUGUGAUGUAGUACUUGAGAGUGUUAGCCUAGCGCCAAGGAAGACCUGAGUUUGAAUCCUGGCUCAGUCACAAAGCUCACCAGUUUACCUAGGGCCAGUCACACUCUCAGCCACACCUGCCUCACAAGGUUGUUGUGAGAAUGAAAUGGACCGGAAGGAACCCUUGAGUUCCUUGGAAGAAUGGUGGGAUACAAAUUGCCCCUGACCUCUGGAAAGUCAUAUUAUUCCCACUAUAAAAAGCUGCUGAGAUUUCAGAGCCCACAUACUGUCACAUUUAUCUUCACAUCUUAAGGGCCAGAAAUGUUCAUUUCAAAAAAAAAUGAAUGCUAAAAUUCUCAGGAUGCUGAAUACUGCCCUAAAUUCAAAUUUAUUUAAUUAUUGGGUAUGAACACAGAAUACACACAGCCCUGGCCAUAUUCCUGCCUUUUCUGUUGUAUUUCACUUAGGGUUUUCUAGCAGGGGAUAAUUAAACAAGGUAUAUUUUAAACAGCUUCAAUGGAUUUGGCUUUUUGCACAGAAGCAACACAAUGCAUAAUGGAGACUGAACAGGCAUAAAAUAAACCAUUUUUAACACCAGAAAGCCAUCAGUUCUUGUGAACUGCCCUGAGACCUGUGGGUAUAGAGAAGUAUACAAAUUUAAUAAAUAAUAAUAAAAUAGUCCCUCAUAAUCACCCACAGAUAUCACAAGAUUUGGUUGUACACAUUUUCAGAAAGAACGCUUGGUAACAUCUGACUCCAUUUUUUUUACUAUCCCUGCCUUAGUGACUUUUUCAUUGCAAGAUGCUUUUCAAAUCAAUGUAUUGCCUCAAAUGGUCACAAAACCUCAUUGCUCUAAAAUGUGUUCUCCUACAGUCCACAGCUUUUCUACAGUUAAAAACUGGACAUUAAAAAAAAAGAUAUGGUAUAAAUUACUGUAUUACAUCAGCUUUCUAACCCCCUUUUAAUGUAUACAGAGAUCAAAAAGAAGAGGACAAAUGCACUUGGAGGUGUUUUGUCUAUGAAUCUGCUUCCUUCCAAAAUGCUGUUGGGAUCACAUAAUUUUGAGCAACUAUUUAGGUUGUUAUAGGUUUGGAAGAUAAUUUUUCCCUCCUCAAAUCAAGAAGUUGCACACAUAGUUUCAAUGAGACUUGCCAUUAUGUCAGUAAAUGGUAUUCAUCUGAACGGUGAUUCUCCAUGGCCUGAGAACGGCCAUUGGUUGGGCAAUGGCUCCAUCUUGGGAACAAAGACAGCAGCGGAACUUCAGAGAAGUAGACAGCUCCCACAAUCCAGUUUGCAAACUUGUUUUGUUAUCAGAAAAUGUCAGAAUCCUUGGUCUGCAUCAAAGUAGCCUCAAGUUAACAGAGCAUUGAAACCUGAUCAAAAGUUAACCUGAAUGGCAUUGUGCCCUAUCUGAAGAAGAAGAGAAGAAGAGUUUGGAUUUGCUGUCCCGCUUUAUCACUACCCUAAGGAGUCUCAAAGCGGCUAACCAUCUCCUUUCCCUUCCUCCCCCACAACAAACACUCUUGUGAGGUGAGUGAGACUGAGAGAUGUCAGAGAAGUGUGACUGGCCCAAGGUCACCCAGCAGCUGCAUGUGGAGGAGCGGGGAAUCGAACCCAGUUCACCAGAUUACAAGACUACCACUCUUAACCACUACCACUACACCACACUGGCUGAGCAAAGAAGUGGGGGGUUUUUGCUUGCUUCUCCUCACUGCAGUACUGCCUGCUUUCUGGACUCCUAAAGCUACAUCAAACUACAGGGAAGUGAAUCAGCUUUCUUUUGCUACAAAGCAGUCCACCAUUUAAUUUCCUUUGCCAUUGCAAACACACAUGCAUGCCAAAAUUAUACAGGUCUAGUUUCAAAUGUGUGAGCUUCCUUUUACAUCUCAUUUAUUCAAAUGUCAAUUAUGUUGUCUGAGAGUGCAGCAUUUUUUUUCUGGCUUUCCAGCAGGAAAAAUCCUUAGGGUUGAAAAGUCUGCUUGGUGAAGGGAGGGCACAAAGCACUGGAUAGCAAAUUGAUGCACACUGUCGCUUUCACCAACGACCAGUGGACUUGAACAUACUAAUCCUAGCAUUGCACACCCUAUCACUGAAGGCUUGCAUCCAACGUAAUUGCCACUCCUGGCAGGGAGACCUGUACUUUUGAAUCCAGGGUCCACCCAACACAUGGCCAGCAGAAGACAGCAAGGAAACGUGCACAGGAUCGUGUCUGUUAUAGGCUGUUGCCCACUGGAACAAGAGAAGUGCUAAUUGAAAGCGGUAGUGGUGAUGUUUGGCCCAGACUGUGAUUUGAGCCACAGGCAUUCAGAGGUCAAGGACUUCUUCCAAGAACAUUACACCUGCCUUUUUGAAAGAGGCCAGAAACUUGAUCUUCAAAAUGUAGUCUAGAGAGAGCAACAUCAUACCUGUGGAGGUUUCAAGAAGCAUUCCAAGAUGGACCAGCUGUCCAAUCAGAGACAGGUGAUUCUUGCCUAGGUUUACAAGGAAUCCCUGGAUCUCCACCCAAGGAGGAGUCAAAGCCAUGUCUCAAAGGGCCCAAGUCACAGUGGUACAGCCGAUAAGGAGAUUGCCCUGGAAGCAGAGGUGAGCCACCAGGGCAACCAUACUCUGUGCGGAGGUCUGAAGUGCUGUAGCCAAGUAGAAAGGAAGGGCCCAGUAUUGAAGAUGAUUCUGGUCAAAUGAAAACUACAGGUACUUCCUGUGAUUGCAGUGAAUGGGGAUGUGCAGCUAUGUUUCCUGAAAUCUAUGGGCACUAAGAAAUACAGUGUUUGGAUACAGUCUUACGUGGAGGCCACAGAUUGCAUCCAUAACUUAUUGUAAGCGACCCACUGGUUCUGGAACUUGAAAUCUAGCAAAGUCAUCCAGGACUAGCCAUCCUUCUUUGGCAGCAAAUGAAUAUUGAAUGGGUGGGGAACCUUAUUUGUUCUGAGCCAACAUUGGCAGUUGGGUAGGACUUCUCACCUGUCAGUCAUGCAUCAUUAUGAUGUCACGUAAUUGACAGUGUCCUGCCCACUUGUCAAAAUUAUUAUGCAGGGAUUAUGGAAGUGACAAACAGGGGAGGAAGAAAGAAUUGUUUAGCAAGCAAAGGCAAUGCAGGAGUUCUCCUGAGCUCUGUCUUUGCUUGAAAAUCAUACUUUUCUCCUCUCCCCCACAGGGGAAGGGGAGAAAGUUGCAUUUUGCAGCAAAGACAGGAUUGCCGGAGAAGUAUUCAGCUGCAACAGGGAUGAGGGGAGAAAGAAACUGUGAGAGAGAAAAACCUAAACUGCACCAGAAAAGAUAGAAAGAAUGCCACAGGUAGCUGGGGAGGAAAUAAAGAGACAAGAUAAUGAAGAAAGGAAGAAGAAACCAAUGAAUUAUAAUCCUGAGGAGAAUAAAUGAAUGGGAGCUCUAAGGAACGCAAACAGGAUUGUUAGAGGUGCCUGCUUCUACGAAGUUCUUGCUCCUACUGUUCCCCACCAGAUGGAACUGUUUCCCAAGCUGUGAUCUUCUCAGGUCAUGGAAGAAUCUCCUGGCUUUUCAUUGAUCCGUCUUUAUUUCCCGCAAAGCUUCUCACUCUCUGAUCUUGCCUUUCAUAUGCUUGACUGCGCAUCCAGCUGCCACAUAUUUCCUCAUCCUCCACUCUGGGUGCUUCCAGACUAGGGUUAACUCUAGAAUUGCCUCUUUUUGCCCACUCGCUUUUUAUCAGGCACCUGCCAUUAAAAUGCCCGUGCUACCUUUUCUGUACUUAUUCCAUUUCCCUUUUCGGAGCUCACAAAAUCCCAACUUUUGGAGGGGAAGGAGCAAAACAGCAGAGCAAUCUCCAGCCUUAGAAUACCUUCGUAUUUUAUUAAAUUUGUAUACCGCCCUUCCUCCAUAGAUCUCAGAGCAGUUCACAGUAUAAAAAUUACAAGAUUAAAACACAGUGCUACUCUUCCAUCCAUUUCAAGAGCUGCAGAUUUGACAUGUGCAGUUAGGUUACCAUCACAUCACAUGGGCACACCUUCAGUGUUACUUUUCCAGUUGGUGCCAUUUUAGCAACAUGGGUUGCUGUUUUUUACUCUUUUAUGUUGAUGCAGUCUUUUGCUUUCAAGCAUUUUAAUGCAUUCGUAAAUUGUGUGUUUAGGUCCAUUGUUACAACUCCUCUCAGAAGGCUGUUGUGAUGUUCACAGUUGUGGACAGAACAUAGCAGGGUACAGACAUAGAACCGUAGAAUUCUGGAGGUGGAAGGGACCCUUAGGAUCAUCUAGUCCAACCCCCUGAAAUACAGGAAUAUGCAACUGUCCCAUACGGGGCUCGAACCUGCGACCUUGGUGUUAUCAGCACCAUGCUCUAACCAACUGAGCUAUCCAUGCAAACUGUUCUACCCCUUAAAGUGUAGGAACCUAGGGGCAAUGCUGCAUGUAGAAAAGCAGUGAUUGAACCAUGCUAGAAGUAAACACUAGCGGUAUGAAAGCUCCCAUUGUGCUGUGUAAUUUCUGACUAAUACACAACAUGCACCAUAUGAAAUUCUAUGGGAGAAUGCCCCUUGCCUGUGAAUGACUAGAGCAGAUACUUGUCUUCUCUUGAUGGCAAUACCAUGAAGAAUAGAGACAUCGUCGUCGUAUUUUUAAAAGAUUAAUUUCAUUCUGAAGAGCUAUCAGACUUCUGGUUUAUUUACAUGCCUGCUCAAUUCAGAGACUUAAUUUUCCUAUUCAUUGUGGGCAGAGAUAACAGAGCCUAUACGAAGCCUGAACAUUGUGCGAAUGGCCCUAUUGAAGCUGGUGGGGUGGUGUAUUUCAAAAUUGGGACCAAAGAACCAAGGACACUUUUGUUGUCGUUAAGAGCUGUUAUGAUCACUUCAGUCCAGCUGCUGCUCGUGGGAACAGCUUUCGAUACAUUUCAGCUUGUUUGUGGGAUAAUGACCAUAAUAUAGAGUCCUACUUCAGUAAGUUAAGUGUCAACAGCAUUUUUAUACUGCCUACUGUCAUUUAAAUGAAUUUUAAUGUGGGGAUAUUUUUUUCAUAACUUUCAGAAGCAUAAAGGUUUUUACAUAGAGUAACGCCAGGAGCUGUUGUGCUAUCAAGUUAGGUGUUUUUUUGUUUCGUUUUGUUUCGUUUCGCUAUUGAUCCUCUUCUGAAGAAUUGCUUUAACCUCAGCAAUCUCCAGGUCUUGCAAGGCAUGUGGAGAAGUAGGUGCUGUAAAGAACAAGAACAAAACAACCCUGUAAUCCUCCUCAUGGAAUGCCUUUAGAAGUUUCACAGGUAAAUUCCAUAUAGAGUCUGGAAUGUGUAGUAUCUUUUAUCUGAAAAUUAGGUGGGUAAGAUGGGAUUAGGAAAAAGGCAGACGAAGGCUAUUUUCUAUAGGUUCCCUAUGCUGUUAGCCCUGGAAUGAUGCCUAUUCUCCCGUCUUUCCCACUUUGCCAAAUUUAUAUAGGAAUAUGACGGCAUGUGUAAUCAUUUGCGUAAAUUUAUCUUCGUACGAUCUCAGCCAACGUGUUUCAUGUGAAUUUGGGUCAAGUGAGUUGCAUUAGAUCCCACUUCUUGAAUUUGAAGGAUUAGAUUGCAGUGCUCGAUACUCCCAUUGUUCAAGGUGCAUUUUGCAAAAGGGAAUUUCAUUAGCGCAAAAAGUUUAUGAGCUCUGGGUGCACGCACCUGAGAUUUCAGAUUAAAACUGCAGAGUGGAAUGAAAGGAAGACCUUUUUCUGCCUCUCCAUUUCCAGCUACUCUCUGAAAACUGUAGAAGAGACUUUCUUAAGAAUAUUAGGGAGGUGGGCAGGGGAAGGACUAGACCAUGUGAAAAAUGAACAUAAUAUUUUAGCUGCAGUUCAUUCAUUUUCAGCUUUGUAUUCUUGUUAUUAAAAAGUGCACCUAGACAUUCCGCUGUUGCACCCAUAACCUAGGUUUAUGGUGCCAUUGAGCUCCUAGCUUUCAUAUCUCAGUUUCUAACACUCUUAGAUUGCCUCCUGAAAGCAACAGGUUUUAGAAAAAAAACCUGGUUUUAGAACCAGGUUUUAGAAAAAAACCCUCAGAGUUCCAGCUACCCUGAGAGUGGCGGGGUGAUUCCUUGCUAAUAGUGUUCUCUGAAGUGUCCAUCCUUAGGUAGCCAAAUUAGCACCAUCCAAGCACAAGAUGGGAGGGUUGCAGAAAUAAAAGCAACAGGAACCUAAAGUAGGAUAUAGCAUCCUUACUGUCUACAGAAUGCUCUGCAUUUGUGGUGGAACAGAAAAUUGGGGUGGGUAGGAUGGAGUUUAGUAAAGGGUGUCAGUGGCAGAAACCCUGAAAAGGAACAUUCCAUCCUGCAAUGUUUUUUCGGAGGUCCAGCUCAUAGUUUAAAACUCUGUAAUAAGCUGCCAGUGCCAUUCUUCAGCAACACCCUUUAUCUCAUUCCUUCUCCCUCCCUCCCAAAUCUCCUGUUAGCUUCCCUCGGUUCUCUCCUCCAAAGGUUUGCUGGUUAAGCUGUUGGGUUUUCUCCUUUGUCUCUGGUUUAGUUUUUAAAAGCAUCAAAGCUCAGGCUUGCCUGGGAGCCACCCAUUCUGAUCGGGAAGGUUGUUGCCUUCAUAUCUUGUGUGAGAUCUGGUUACGCUUGCUCUCUUUAUCACUGUAUUCCUUCAAAUGUCUGUCUUUGAACAAAAGCUCUCAAAGCUGAUACCUGGUAAGCUCUGGCUAAAAUUAAGCAGAGCCCAGAGAAAGAGCCUUUGGGUUAAACAGUGAGGGGCUGACAUGGUAAAAAAGGCAUUUUGCAGGGAAGUUACAAGUUGGAAUAUUUUGUGUGUCAAGGGUCUGCUGUACAUAUUUAGCAGGUUUGCUUGCGAUGCUUAAACCAUGGUCUAGCACUUUGUGCAUGAGCCUGGGCAAGCCUAAACAAAGUCUCAAGCUCAUCUUUCCUCUUCCUCUCACACGGCUGGGAGAACUGCUGCUGCUGCUUUCAGUGUUCUGGUGCGCCAUGAUGUAUGACCCAAGAGCCAUGAUUGAAAGGAAACUCUGGAUAAGUUAAACCAGCUAGCAUCAUAAAGCAUGGUUUGAAGUUAACUUGGCUUUAAACCACAAUUCCCAGUUCAAGCAUAACAACAAGCCAGCAUUUGUGGAAACAGAACUAAGCAUGGCAAAAGUUCUCUUGCUUGAGCCAGGAAGAGGGCUGAGCUUGUGAACCAAUGUGCAUAGUGCUAAUUGCAACUUAGUUUUUGGCUUUCUGUUUUAAAAGGGCACAAACUUAGAUAGCUGGAGCUUUGUUUAGGUUGUGUGGAGUCAUGCAGUCCUGAUCUGUCCAACCUUGGCAGGUACAAGUUUAACAGUGGAAUAGAAUUCCUUGGCUGCUUUUGAGGCAUCAGAAGAGCUUCCAAGUGUGGCUGACAUUUAAAAACACUCCUUUCCAUGCAAAGCUAUAGUGAAAUGGUAACUGAGGCACAACUGAUCAUGUUUGCAUAGCAUCAGCAUCAUUUAUUCUUUUUUUAAAAAAGCCCAUAUAACAAGUGUACAACAUGACCACUUCUUCAUGUGUUAUAUUUCCCCCAUGAUCAAAGGGUAGUCUUAAUAAACUACUACUUUGUAGUAGCACAGAAGACUCACUGUAUCUGGAGUCAGAGGCAUUCAAAUAUGGGAAGUUAAGGUAAAAUUGUGCAAUACAGCUGUCUGCAAAAUUAACUUGAGACCUAACUUUCUGUGAUUUUAUUGAUGAAAUCACCAGUAUGGUUUAUCAAAAGAAUCUCAGUGUGCCUCACAUUUUCUUCUAUUUCAGAUUGGAAAAAAAUCGAUAGGGACAAAUAAUUAGAUGAAUAAGGCAAAAUAUGUUACAUCAACAUUUUCCAAUUAUCACAACUGAAUUAUCUAAUUACAAGGUUAUAGUGCAAAGUUACUGUGGCAUUAAUUUCUCAAACAUGACAAUAUCUAUUUUACUUCUCUGUAUUAAACAUAGUUGUUGUAAGAACACUUUACUUUCAGAUCAAAUCCAUUAUCAGAUGCUUCCCCACACAAGCCUCUUGCUAAGAACAUUAUCAAACCAAUUGAGGUAAACAAAUUUAGGGAAGAUUAUCUCACAAAAUGGAAGGAUUAAACUGCUUCCACUGCCCUUGCCUUCCUGCUAUUUAAUUAGAGGCUUGCUGCUUAAGGCAAUAAAUGUUCAGAUAAAAGUGUGUCAGUGGCAGUUUGUGACGACAAACUUCAGUACUUCAGAACAGGGAGAAGUAAUAGUUUCUCAACAUUUCGAAAAGGGCAAAACCAGUCUAGGAUGAAUUUCAAAUUUGGAUUUGACUUUUGCUCUCUGAUUUAGAAGCUAGUUGCUUUUCAGACAAUCAAAGCUGAUAGGCAUUGACUCUCAUUGUGGUUUCUCAUCAUUGUCAAUCAAUAAAAUCUGCAGAAAAUGGAUUCCUUCCUUUAAAAACAAAUGAGCAAGGAUAAAACUUUUAAAAUAUCUGUUGGCUUCUAUUUUGAGCUAGCAGUUUCUGGUUCAAAAUAGAAAUGUUUCCCAUGCUAAAGAACUCAAUUGGUUUUUAAAAAAAACAUAUUUCUGUACUUAAAACAAAUGUAAAUAUAGGGUUUCUGUCCACUGAGCUCAUUGCAACCCUUUUAUUGAUGUCUUCUUCAUUUACGCAUCUUUUGGGUCCUGACAUUUAAAUAUUCUGGACCUCAUCAUGGACCUCUUACAGGCCCCUACUGAACUGUAUGGCUUUUACACAUUCUGCCCCCCUGAAUAACCACUACUUCUGGUGUGAACAGUAAUUGUCUAUGCAAGAUUAAUUUGAACCAUAGUGGAAUUGUCACAGAUCAGCACCAAUUCGUGUUCUGAAGAAGCUAUCCCGCCUCCUAGUUAAGAGUUUCAAAUAUACUUAGUCCAGCAGCUUUCUCCUCUUGUAAGGGUUUGACAUCGAGCUUUUUACAUGGUAAAGUUUUCUUGAUGUCCUGCAUUUUUUGCUCCUCCAGGUCAUAUGAACUCAUGAACCACCCCCACAUGAAACUUUUCAUGAUGGAUCAUCUGUAGUCUUUAAAGUCUUUAAAAGAUAGAAAUUUCUGGAGGAAAGGUUGUGUAGAAUUCUGUCACAAGGAUACCCUCGCCGCCUCUCAAAAAUUCAGAGAAGUGGGGAGUAUUUUAAUACUUGGCUUAGUGCAUAAACUGGUCUUUUAGCAGCAUGCACAAUGCGUUUUUGAAGUGGCUACGACAUGGUCUCUGGUCAUUCCUAUCUAACCUUUCUUUUCAAAAUUCGGUAAUGAAGUUCAGCAGUGCUUUUGGCACCAGCAAGCCACUAUAAGCUUCUCAAGUGUCUUGACUAUUUGACUUUAAUGGCUCUAAUAUCACAUUGCAGCACUGACGCCAAGGGCCAAGUCUAGAGAGUGAUUGGGAAUCCUGAGCUCAUAUUGUGGGUUGUAAGGCAGCUGUGAGAGCAUCCAUCUUGAAUCUCUUUUCUCAGACACUGCUUUUAUUCCAAGUCUACCUCCUUUUCUGUAGGCAUCUUGUGUUCUCAAUUUUACUGUUGCUGAAAAUGCAGAGGAAAAUACCUCUGCUAAAAUAAAAAUGUGGCGCCUCAUCUUUAAGCCUGUAAAGGUUCAAGGACUGAAGUGAUGUUUAGAAACUGUUCAGGAUCCAAAUAAUCUCAUUACUAGUUCCACAUUUAUCCAGUGGCCUCUGGACUCGUGUUUCUUAGGCAGCAGUUUCUACCCGCCUCAUGCCGUCUGACAAAUUGCUUUUGAAAUUUAGAGUUUGUGAUAUGAUAUUAGUUAGGGUGGGAGUCUUCUGUGCAUAGGGAACAAGUAAUAAAUUUAAGUCACAGCCAUAAUUUCGUUUUUCAAAAAGCAUCUAAUGUAGAACUGGGACCAAAACUGAAUCAAACAAUGUCCAUGCUGACAAACUGCUAGAAAACAAAAUAUCUGACUUUACAAGUCAUUUCAAAAAGUGACAUGUAUAUUUUUAAUUCCUAUCAAACAUGAAAAAUGUAUUUCGGGUGAUGAAAGUGUAAGAGUAAAAAUCUUGAAAGCUCUUAAUAUACAUAUUUUCCACAUAUCUCACCUUAUACUGUGAAAAUCAAUCUGUACACUUCAUGAAGAGCAGAAGUAUAAAUAAGCCAGCAUUAAGUUUGAACUUUCUAAUUAAAAAAAUGGGAGAACAAAUAUUCUUGUAUAGAUAAGAUUUCACAAGUAAUAGGAUACAUUUAAGAUGUCAGAUUGCUGUAGCUGGUGAAACGUUUUUGUGUUCUGUUUACAUCGACUACUGUUUUUUCUAUGAUUAUUUUUAGGGGAGUAAAAGCGUUUUAAAGUAAUAAUUGUUAUACCUUAGAACUUUAAUAUGUAACUAGCUCCUCUUAAACAAGCUCUGAAAUUCAUAAUUUAAGGGCCAAGGUAACUACAUUUGUGGUCCUACACAUCUACUAGCUUUGUAUGAAGUACUUUAUAACUUAAAAGUUACAGCAGUUUAUUAAACUAUCUCCAAGAUUGUUGCAGUGGGGUCAUUUUCUAUAUCUUUUUGUAUCUCCUGAUAUCUGCAUAGCCAUUAUGGACAAAAAUUAUUUUGAGGGGGGGCUUCAAAACAUUGAACCAUUAUUUGAUGUUUUUAAACCUUUUAAAAUUAUUGUGAAUACAAAAUCAAACUAUAGCGUCCUGUUUAUAUAUAUUGUCUAGCAUUACUACAUUUGUGAUAUUAUUAUUUUUAACAUAAUUAAGUUUGGAGAAAAACUACUAGUCUCUUGAACAGGUCAGUUUGGAGACUGCUUUGCUACUGUGAUAUCCAAUGUGGACCACUGCCUAAAGGUGGGGGGGAACGGGACUCUAAUUGGACCAAUAACCUUUGCUGAUAUGACAAUACCUUUAUCCUAUCUAUGCUAUUUGAUGAGAAAAUUAAUGCGUUUGACUUUAGUAGCAAUUGAAUCCGCACUGUGGUCUAAACCACUGAGCCUCUUGGGCUUGCCAAUCAGAAGGUCGGCGCUUCGAAUCCCCGCGAUGGGGUGAGCUCCCGUUGCUCGGUCCCUGCUCCUGUCAACCUAGCAGUUCGAAAGCACGUCAAAGUGCAAGUAGAUAAAUAGGUACUGCUCCGGCGGGAAGGUAAACGGUGUUUCUGUGUGCUGCUCUGGUUUGCCAGAAGCGGCUUAUUCAUGCUGGCCACAUGACCUGGAAGCUGUCUGCAGACAAACGCCGGCUCCCUCGGCCUAUAGAGCGAGAUGAGCGCCGCAACCCCAGAGUCGUCUGUGACUGGACCUAACAGUCAGGGGUACCUUUACCUUUACUUUACUUAAAAUCAGCGAUAUACAUUCCAUGGCAAUCAGUGCUACAGAAUCAAGUUUUUCUGUGUUUAAAGAGAGAUAAAAUAACUCUGGGGGCAGUUUUCUAAUGCUGUAUCUUUGCGUAUUACGCAUGAUGUAUUGUACUGAUUUAAGCUAAGAAUCCUGGAACCAACAUUUCUGAUACAGAAGUACCUUUUCCACUUGAGUUUCUGUUGUGUACAUGUACAAAGGCAAUUGUUUCCAUGAUAAAAUAAAUGGGAUUAACCAUAGUUCAAACAAGAACAUACUUUGCCUAGCUGGAUCUACAGUCACUUGUUACGUCAGCAAAUAAAUGCUUUCGAUGAGGACAGUAUAUCAGCUGUUACAUCAACACAAUGAUGUCAUGUAGCCAUUGCACUGGAUUGAAGUGGAAGCAUAGACAUUUAUCAGUGCUGAAAUGUUUCAUUUCAUUGUCUACUGAAAUCAUCUUUCAAAGAAUGUUACUUUUUUGUACAAUGUCUCAAGUUUAUAUAGUCUGACUGUACCUGAUAUCAGUACUAUUCACCAAUUUCCUAAAGGAAAUACCUCACUUUGAGCAAUCUCUCUUUUUGUAACUGUCAAGUGAGUGGAAUUCUGUGUCUUCGUUACUGAUUGUAAAGUGCUAUAAACUGAACCAAGCCAAGGAACAAAAUAAUAAUGGCUUUUAAUGGUUUACCGUUAUGAGACAUGCUGAUUUCCUUAAAAUAAAUCUGGUGUUUGUUUUUAAACAUUAGGAAAUUGUCUUAUUUCAAGAUUUUGUCUGUGCACUAUAGAAUCACUGCUCAUUUUGCCUGCUUGGGUUUUGUCCCCCUCACCCCUUCUGACUGGCUUUCUGUAAGCUGAAUUUUUAAUAUGGAGAAAAAUUAAAAGAACAGGGGCCAAGC